AUGGCAAGAUCCCUAAGGUAGGAAUGUCGUUGUUUUUCAUUCAAACGGUUUUUCCUACAACGGUACGAUUUCAACGAAAAUUUGUAAUGUAUAUUUUAUGUGUGGUACUAUAUUUGAAGAAGAUGGCUCGUGGUGUUAUUACAUUAUUUGACCAAAUUGCUUAAUAUUAUGGCAUUGAUCUGUAUUUUUACAGCCUUAGGGAUAUUGAAGUUUAAAAUUUGUGAAUCUGCGAGCGAUCGGGUCGAAAAUCGUGUAAAAUUUGACAAUAUCGCAUGUAUGAUUGCUUUACUUUGGCGCCUUUCAUUUGUUUAUAGACCUCGCUGUCUGUGAUGUGAUCUCUAUAUAUUUGACCGAGAUUAGGUCUUUACAUAUUUUAAAAGUAUCUAGGAUCGUUUCUUGUUUAACGAUCGUACGAAGGCAAGCAUUUUGUAUGUGAGAAAAUGUCAAAUUUUAUACACGUAGUUUGUAUUUUGUUUUGUUGCCCAAUUUGCUACUCGCAUGUGAUGUUGAUGUCAUUAAAUUCUGAUAAUGCAUAACGAAAGGUUGUUUACAGGGGAAACGAAGAGCAUGAGUUAGUGCAAUAUAAGUUAAAAUAACACGAAUCUGUAUUGCAUAUUUGUACAUGAAAGUUUUAGGGUUUUCUUUUGUGUAAAUAACAGUGGGUUACAGUAUUACUGGAUAGCAGUGUUAACAUGAAAAGAUGAAAUGAAUUGACAUGGUUUUGCACUCUGAAAAUUGCCAGUCGACCACCAUCUGUUGCACAAUUGUGCUUGGUGAAACCUAGCUGUUAUCGGUCUGUGAGGCUGGAGAAAAUUGCUGUCCUUUUGAAAGGUUCAGCGUCUACAACAAUCCAAACUCUACCCUCUAUUUUUUCCAGUGAAAAUGAAUCAGAUAUUGGCUACCGGUCAUCAGCAAGCGACCAGGAAAGCUUUUGCAGUUUAUUUGAAAAUAAAUCAAAGAAGAUCAACAAAGGCCGUUGGACAAAAGAGGAGGUACUUGUCAAAAAAUUGUUGAAAUGUUUAAAUUUUGUGUGUUUGGCGAUGGUCCAUGGUGUGAUUGUUGAAAUACCAUGGGUAUUUAAUACCAUGGGUAGCAGAUUUCACCUGCCGGUGAAUUUAUUAAUAGGUUGACCGUUGAUAAAACCGUUAAGAAUGUUGUUCCAGUAACACUUAGAUUUAAAAUUUGGAGAUACACCAUUGGUCAAUAUGUUAAAUGUAAACAAACAUGAUCAACGGUUCUUGUCUGUGCUUUUAAUGUUUUCAUUCUGUCUGUUGACGAGAACUGUGGCGGUCACUUUGUGAAAAAUUGGAGGGUGAAUUGGGUGGUCAAUGCAUGACCACCUUUUCUUGCUGAGAAUCCUAAUUCUUUAAACUUUUUUGCCUUCAAUAUCUUGCAAUAUAUAUAGCUUAAUCUAUACUAUAACCUACCAAUGAAAGAAAGCUAAAAGCUUUGGAUUGAUAGGGAUACAACGACCUAAAAAUACAAGAAGAAUGUCUGAAGUUCUCCUUGUAUUUUUCAGUUAGUUGUAUCCCUAUCAAACCAAAGCUUUCUUAUAAUUGCUACUAUACAUACACUGGCACAAACCGACCGUUGAAGAUGAUACCAAUGCAAGACUUUCAUGGUUGCAAAAUUAUUGUCACAGCUUUGCUAGACAGUUACUCAGCUACUAGGCAUUUGGAAAUUACUGGGGUGGGGGAGGGGCAACCGCUGGGGUCUGUACUGAAUCCAUGAGAAGCAUUAGCUGAAGUUGCUUGUGUUGUAGGAUGUUUUGCUUACAGUAGUAAUUGCCCACCUAUGUGAUAUUCGUAUGUUCCAACUAAUUUUGGAAAUGGAAAGAGUCUUGUGUUGGAAUGUAGGUAGCAAUAAAUGAUAUUUAUAUUACAGGUAUAGUUGACAGGGUUCAAAAUAAUAUUUCAUGAUAUGCUCUGGUCACCAUGACCAUCUUUUCCCAUUUUUCACUGGUCAAACACGAUUUCUGACUGUACAUGACAACACCCACCAAGAGAACAAACAUACUGAUGUUGCUUGAUCUUUGAGGAAGCAUUCUUGGCACCAACAUUCCAAUGACCAGUCAUUUUGAGCUGAAUGUUGUAUAAAUAUGACCCGCGGUUAAUAAUGAGCCUUGACAGGAUCUAAUUACCUGUAAAAUAUAAAACGUGUUUCCAGAGCCCAGAGAACGUAUUUCCAGAGCUCAUUCAACAAAGCUAGCUUGUAAAUAUUUGCAGAAGUUUGUCAGACAGUAUGGAUGCUUUCCAUUUUGUCUGUGGCAUAUUAGCCUAAUGUUACCGCGGUUAUAAGUAGUGUAAUUAUAACUGUACAAAUUGUCAAAAGACGUGAAUUGUCCGAAGAAGCUGUGCAAGUUUUAAGAGUCUCACAAACGUACCCAGACAAACCGACUACCAACUGAGUACUUUAGGUUUAUCACAUGUCACAUAGUAUAUCAAUUCAAAAUUUUUACUCUAAUCUACUUGUUUAGUCUUCAAAUCUUAUAAAAAAGUUAUUUUGAAUGUCUAACAAUUAAACUUGUAGUGCGCAACUUAAAGUUGACAGUGAGUUUAUUUUACCCCUGGCAAGGAAACGUGACAUUAUCAAUGGUCGAAAUUGCAAAAUGUUAAUUUUGAAGUACCAUGUUCAUAACGCUGUGACGGCCUAAUUAAGGGCCGCCUUUGUAUGGCUAAUCAUUAUAAGCCGACUACUGUUUGACAAUGCAGCAUAGUCAGAAAAUGAUUUACAAUUUGAACGAAAUGUAACGGUUGUAUUGCUUAACUGGCUGCAUUUUACCCAAUGAGAUCAGACCAGUGGUUAUUUUAAAACUUCAAAGUGUAAAAUGUGCUCGAAAACGUGAAAUCAAUAUUUUUUUUAUAUUACUUGUUGGAAUAUUGAAAUUGUUUGUUUUUUAACAGAAUAUUGUCUCACUUUUGAAUUCGAACCUGUAAAGUAUAAGGAUUUAUAUUCUCAAAAACGUAGCACCACCAUCUAAGUGUCUAAAGACCGAUUUACCGAACACUACACAACUUUUGCCUAAAACUGUCGCAUGCAACCUGCUUACAACUUGAGUUGUACUGUGUAAAUCAAGCACACAACUUGCCUAUGUUGUCGUAGGUGAGUUGUGUGCUUGAAUUACACAGUACAACUCAAGUUGUAAGCAGGUUGCAUGCGACAGUUUUAGGCAAAAGUUUUGUAGUGUUCGGUAAAUCGUCCUUAAAAUCAUGUCAAGGAUAGAACGAUGGUUCGGACGUCGCUGUUGAAAACCAGGCUUAAAUCGUGAACAUUCUGCGCAACGGUAUUGUGGUUUGCAGAGCAAACUAGACUGAUGCGUGCCUAUAUGCUAUUCUUACUAAUCUGUCAGAAGCAACCGAAACAUUGCGCCAAAAUUUAAAGAAUUUGGCAGGUGCGGUCAAUUUGGGUGUGUAUCGAAAAUUCGCGCAUUCCGUUUGUUUGUUUAUAUGUCUAAGUUGUCACUCAUUCUCAAACAACACAACGCCAAGCUUGCCCGUGUUUCCUCUGUGUACUCAUGAAAAUACUGAUGGGGCCAAGUCCUAUCGUGACGUCAUAUGAUUACGUCAUUUCCAUUGUUGUUUUCUUGGCUUACUAGAUGAAAGCCCUUGGCUUGGCUUUGUACCUUUUUGACAGGCUUAUAUAGUAUUCAUCAAAACACUCGUAAACUUGGCUAUUGUGAUCUGUGAUAUACGUAUUUCGUAACGCCUGGUUGAUACUAUCAAAGUUUCUGUGAUCACAGUAGGAAUUUUGCAUGCAUGCAUGGGUGAAUUAUUCUAAGUUUUGAAGGAUUUGUAAGAAAUGUUUGAGGAAACUGACACUGAGGACAUAUUUUUUCAUGAAAAUCUAAUCUUGUUCGCGCGAUCAAUUUCCAUUCAUUUCAAUAACAUGGUAUAAAUCACCCCUUUAAUUACAAGAUGUUAUAUAUAUAUGGACUUCAAUAAUUUGGAUUCUUGCACAUUUGGUUACAGCUGAACAGCUGGCCUCUGUAGCUCAGUUGGUUAGAGCGCUGCACCGGAAUCGCAGGGCCGUAGGUUCAAUUCCUACCAGAGGACCUUGUGCUGCAUUUUUCGCAGUCGUUCCUAUAUAUAUAUAUAUAUAUAUAUAUAUAUGCUAUAUGCUAUUUCAUUACAAAGGUGGGACAGCCAUACAGGUGUUUUAGUCAUAAAGGAAGCUUCUUUUGUACUCAAGACGAUGAUUGGGCAAUUUCGUGUUGUAUUUUAAUGUUUAUCCAAGAGGUUGUGUACUUAUGAUUGCGUGCACGCUUCUGAAUGGGGAAGUAAUCUGGAUAAUAGCAAGUAUAUAUACACCGCUUGUCAAAAUGUCGAGAGCGCCAAGCCUAGUUACUUCAACAAACUGUUGUGAUAUGCGUGAGAAAUACGUUUUGCUGGCUCACAGCUCUAGAAAUAGAUCCAAUACGUCGGUUUGAGCACGAUCGUUCAGCAGAUAUGCAUGAUGGUAAAGAUAUGUUAUUUUUUUUUUUUAAAUUUUUAUUAACUUUACAAUCAUAUUAUAUAAAAAAUACAGGUACAGCUAUGAUUGAAGGAUUAGGCAACAGAACUAGAAUCCCAUACUACAAACCGGACAACGUAAUACUGAUUUUACAGGCCUUUACACUAUAUAAAACAUGCAAGAAUAAAUACAUAACUAUAUGCACUACUGUGCAGGGUGUGAUCAUUCAAGAUUUCUAGUACGUCAAUGGUUGUUGCCGCGUACUUGCGCUAGAACAAACUCAGUACUCAAUGUGCACUUAUAGUCUUUACAAUAAGGUUCAUAAAGUACAGGUUUCUGAAGAGGAGUUUUGCUAUUUGAAAAGGGAGUUUUGCUAUUUGAAAAGGGCUAGUACGUCAAUGGUUGUUGCCGCGUACUUGCGCUAGAACAAACUCAGUACUCAAUGUGCACUUAUAGUCUUUACAAUAAGGUUCAUAAAGUACAGGUUUCUGAAGAGGAGUUUUGCUAUUUGAAAAGGGAGUUUUGCUAUUUGAAAAGAAAGUUUUUUCGGCCCAAAUGUGGUAGCAAUUUCCGCACGCAAUACAAAAGUAUACAAAAUUUGCAAACUUUGCAAGGCUAUAUUUUCCGCAUCAGUUUACAACAUUUCGCAACCAAACUUCCCAAUUUUACUCAUUUUAGUAUGCUCUAUCUAGCUGUGGUGAUUUAUUUGCAUCUCCUUGCCUAGUUUUGAAAUUAGUGUAUUAAUUAUAUCUUGUGUAGAGUGUCCAAAAUCCUGCUACAUCAUGACUCAAUGUUUUUAUUGAUAUUGAUUGACUAUACCAAGUAUCACAGUGAUAGCGAGAACCGAAGCUUCCCAAAAAUUCUAUGCAAGAACGAGUUUUGUCCAAAAACAUGUACAAGUGCCUUCAUUUACAUUUUUAAUUGUCGAGUGUUUUCACACAAGGAUGACGUCACGCCAAUAAUAUAUAUUUAAUCUGUAAACAUGUUGAGAUGUAAAACUUCCGUUAAAAAUGCACGCGAGAGAGAGUUCUCUCGAAAAUUAAUUACAUUCUUUAUGAUUGUUGAGUUGUUUUUACCGAGAAAAUCUUGAUAUUAUAUAAAUCUGAUAUUUGAGGAAAUAUGUCAAAUGUAGAAAUGAUGAUAUAAUUUUGAUCUACAUAAAUACCAUUAUUGAUACAUAACAUUCACAUAUACAUGACAUAUAUUUGAAAAUUAAGGAACCUGGUUACUUCAAAUUGCGAACGUAAGGAGCCAUUAUAGAUCUAUAGUAUUCUACAAUAAGCUGCCUAUAGGUGGCUGUUUGGACUUCGUACCUGAAAAAAAAAGGAUUAAAAACACUUGAAAGGCAAGCUCUUCCGGUUCUGGCUAGAUAUUCCGCUUAAAAACUGUUUUAAUUUGUAGUUCUCAAAGAAAAUUACACGGAUUGUUUUUCCUCGAAUUGCUAAUUGAAGAAAAACAUUAAAUUUACUAUUAUGCUGAUCAGGUACUAUAUAAAGCCGGGUGAUUGUGGCACAGUUAGUUACAACCCAGGUUGGCAAUCUUACCAAGAUCCAGAAAGUUCAAGAUCUUAUCUAAAUCCCAAAAGAUCUUGCCAAGAUCCUGCAUGCAACACCUUGCCAAGACCUUCAACCUGGGAAGUGUGCAAGGAUUUUUCCAGUUGUCAAAGCAGUAUCCGCUCCACGUGAUUUUCGGAGCCGGCUUGUAACGUCAGGACGUUUUGAAGAGUGCAUUUUGAAUUUGAAGCCAACCAACACCUCUUCCAAAAAUAUUUUAGUAUCUUGGUUUUUCCGCUUUGCUUUUGCCAGUCAAUAUAUUUAAUGGUAAAAGUCACGGUUCUUGCAUUUCAAUUGGCACGCUUUCGUUUCCUACACUUGAGUGUUCAUGGAUUAAAGAUUCUUUAUAGUUCCAAUAUGGCUUCAUUACUUAUAUGGUUUGCUUUGCAUGUAAACUUAAGUGGGAGCCUCUCUAAUUACGAUAUGCCUUUACAAAGGCAUUCACGCGAGUUAUAUAUUCCUCGUGUUUGGUUGAUUUGAAUAGUAAUAUAGCUUCAGCUUUUAUAAACUCACAAAAUUUCCCAUGUGUAAUUCUUUGAGGAACGAGAAUGCAAUUGAUUGCCGCAUUGUUAGUGUUUCAUUCCUGCAAUAUGCAUGCGGCUGUCAGAUUAUAAUUUCAGUGAUGAUCUUUACUGGACCUUUAGGGAGAACAGUUUAGAACUGAUAGAUCUAUAUCCAGUAUAAAUAAAGUUAGUUUAGGUGUCUUCCUGUAGUAACACUAAGUUGGCAAGGCCCUCAUCGGAUGCAGUGCAUUUCAGAGCAUUGUAGCCGGAAUGGCAAAUUCUCGCCGUUUCAUAACUCACACUGUAGUUUAGAUUCCCACAAACUCUUGGAAGGAUUUUGGCACAAAGCAAAAGAUCUCUUGUAUAUUAAAGCGAGGGAAACUCUACCACAACUACCUACGCUGGGAACUAACUGCGUAUAAGGUUCUAGUUCGGUCGUCUUUGACGUCAGCGCGAGUAGAAAUAUUUGGGAAAUGCGUGUGUGAAAUUGUAAUCAUAUAGGGUGAAUGUAUAUGGAUUUCUGGUAUAUGCAUGAGUUGUUAAUGAGAUCUUUCCGUGUAAAGAUCAAGAAAAUAUGGUAUAUACAUUUCUAAUACUUAGGACUUAGGCUGAUGUUAUUUAUAAAGUAUACAGUAGUUUUGUCAUAAUGCUAUAACUGUGUUUCGCUAUGGCUUUUACAGGAUGAUAAAUUAAAAAAUCUGGCAGAGAUUGAAGGGCAAGAGGACUGGGAGAAGAUCGCGAGUUAUUUCGACGACCGAAGCGAACAUCAAUGUCUACAUCGCUGGGAGAAAGUUUUGAAUCCAGAGCUUGUGAAAGGCGCUUGGACGAAAGAGGUAUGUUCACGUUCGUCGUCCUAUGAUAAUGCUUUUUCAUUAUGUUAUCUAACAUGUCAUGUUUUCUAUCAGUUCUAAACUGUUCUCCUUAGAGGUCCAGUAAGGAUCAUCUCUUAUUGAUCCAGUGUUACUACAGAAGGAAACCUAAACUAACUUUAUUUAUACUGGAUAAACAUGUCAUGUUUUCUAUCAGUUCUAAACUGUUCUCCUUAGAGGUCCAGUAAGGAUCAUCUCUUAUUGAUCCAGUGUUACUACAGAAGGAAACCUAAACUAACUUUAUUUAUACUGGAUAGGCUCUAUCAGUUCUAAACUGUUCUCCCUAGAGGUCCAGUAAGCAGUUCUCCCUACAGUAAGAGUCAUCCCUUGUUCGUCCAGUGUUACUAUGCAAGCACUCACAAGUGAAUUUAAAUUAAUCUAUAUCUUGGUCACAGCAGCGAAUGUCACAUACACCCAAUUGAUAUGGAGUUAUUCAUUUGCGUUUAUAUUUUCACCAUCUAGGAGGACGAGCAGGUCGUUGUGCUGGUGCGAAGGUUUGGACCCAAACGAUGGUCGACAAUCGCGCAACAUUUACCUGGGAGGAUUGGGAAGCAGUGUAGAGAAAGGUUGGUUGAUUAGGGCGAUUGCUAUAGAUAGUAUACUUCAAAAUAAGGUUUCCGUUUUUAUAUCAAUUUUUAAAAUAGGUUAGGGUUAGGUUAAGGUUAGGGGUAGUAUUAGGGUUAGGGUUUAGUUUUGCGUUAGGAUAGUUUUUUCUACGUUAUAAAAACGGAAACCUUAUUUUGAGGUAUACUAUCUACUGUAGCAAUCACCGGUUGAUUAGCCCGGCUCAAGGUCUUAAAAUAAUUGAGGAGACAGAGCUACCCUUACAUUGACAUCAGUAAAUACGUUUAUAUUGACUAAAUGCGUUUAUAUAUUUCAAAUGUAUAAAUCCAAGUUUACUGUAUAGUAAAAUAGACAAGUUUAAAAAUAAUAAAAAUGCAUAUCAUGAAAACAUUGAUUUUUACAAUAUGACUCCUAUGAAACAUCGCCAUUUUGGCAGUUCAAUGAAUAAAAAUGACAGGCUAAAACUUAUUUCACCUGCCAAAAAAAUUUAAAUUGGCAGGCCAUAUUUUUUCCCUUCUUCGAGCCCUGAUCCCCUAUCAAUUUGGCGAUAGCUGUUGGGAAAUCCGCUCCCCAAUAGACCUUUCCCCCUUUUAAGUGAAAUUUUGAUCUAGAUAAGUCUGGACAAAAAUUUCAUCACAGCUUGAAAGAGCAUCACAAAAUUAGUAAUAUUCCAAAGUUUCGUUGCGAAAUGUUGUAAAAUGUGGAUAAUAUAGCCUUGAGAAGUUUGCCGUUUUUCAGUCAUUUGGUAUUACAAACGGGAAAUUUGAUGCAAAAUGUUAGAUUGUAAUGCAAAAUGACUGAAAAACGGCAAACUUCACAAGGCUAUAUUAUCCGCAUUUUACAACAUUUCGCAACGAAACUUUGGAAAUUACUAAUUUUGCGAUGCUCUUUCAAGCUGUGAUGAAUCAAAUUUUUGUCCAGACUUGUCUAGAUCAAAAUUUCACUUAAAAGGGGAAAGAUCUAUUACUGAGUGAGAAACUCAAUAAACAACGAAUAAACAUACCGUUGCAGUAUAUUUUCUCACUCCAUGUGAAGAAACAAAUUUGGACAGAAAGAUAAAACUCUGCAGUAGUAUUUCUACAUUUAGGAGAAAUGUUUUUUAGCAAUCUUUGAACUUUCCCUCGUAUAAUUCCUAAAUAUUUCUCAUAGUUAUGUAGUAUAUGCAUGUCUUCCUUGUAAAUUUGUUUAUUUAGUUCAGGACCUUUCUGAAAAUCACUUUGUGAGAAAGAGCUUCCUGAAAAUAAAUAUUAUUAAAAAGAAGAAACUCAAACUAAACUAAAUUCUUCUAGGUGGCACAAUCAUCUAAAUCCGGCGAUCAAGAAAACAGCUUGGACGGAGGAGGAGGAUAAGAUUAUUUACAACGCGCAUUCAAGAAUGGGCAACAAGUGGGCCGAGAUUGCAAAAAUGGUGCCCGGGAGGACCGACAAUGCGAUAAAAAAUCACUGGAACUCCACGAUGAAGAAACGCGUUGAAACGCAGGGUUACGAGGAGUACAAAGAAAAUAGAUAUAGAACAGUAAGUCUGUGGCUCCCCUUCGGAAAGGUCAAAUGAUAGUCAAAAUUUGACUCAAACUUAACGGUUCGUUUUCUUUUUCUUUCAAAGGGGAAAUACUAUAACAAAUCUUCGAGGCAAAAGGGUAAGCUUUGUAAAGUCGUCAGGCAAUAGUGAGAGUGAAAUACUAAAGUUAGGAACGUGAUGUAUCAGUGAUUGUCAUAGACGAAAUAGUGAUCGUAACUUAUUUUUAUUUUAGAAAAACGUAGGCCCCACUGGUCUCAUUAUCAAGUCUCUCGCGUGGAUUGCGCUAUGCAGCAGUUUCAGCCACAGAGCCUCACUGAGAUUCUACCCACUAUGGCAAGAGAGACAACUCAACCGAUAGAGACUUCAUUAAGCGAUUAUAAGAACAACAAUAAUCAGAGGUUUGUUUGAUAAAGUUAUCCAGUAUAAAUAAAGUUAGUUUAGUUUAGGUUUCCUCCUGUAGUAACACUGGAUCAAUAAGAGAUGAUCAUUACUGGACCUCUAGGAAGAACAGUUUAGAACUGAUAGAGCUAUCCAGUAUAAAUAAAGUUAGUUUAGUUUAGGUUUCCUCCUGUAGUAACACUGGAUCAAUAAGAGAUGAUCAUUACUGGACCUCUAGGAAGAACAGUUUAGAACUGAUAGAACUAUCCAGUAUAAAUAAAGUUAGUUUAGUUUAGGUUUCCUCCUGUAGUAACACUGGAUCAAUAAGAGAUGAUCUUUACUACACCUCUAGGAAGAACAGUUUACAACUGAUAAAGUUAUCCAGUAUAAAUAAAGUUAGUUUAGUUUAGGUUUCCCCCUGUAGUAACACUGGAUCAAUAAGAGAUGAUCUUUACUACACCUCUAGGAAGAACAGUUUACAACUGAUAAAGUUAUCCAGUAUAAAUAAAGUUAGUUUAGUUUAGGUUUCCCCCUGUAGUAACACUGGAUCAAUAAGAGAUGAUCAUUACUGGACCUCUAGGAAGAACAGUUUACAACUGAUAAAGUUAUCCAGUAUAAAUAAAGUUAGUUUAGUUUAGGUUUCCCCCUGUAGUAACACUGGAUCAAUAAGAGAUGAUCUUUACUACACCUCUAGGAAGAACAGUAGUUUACAACUGAUAAAGUUAUCCAGUAUAAAUAAAGUUAGUUUAGUUUAGGUUUCCCCCUGUAGUAACACUGGAUCAAUAAGAGAUGAUCUUUACUACACCUCUAGGAAGAACAGUUUACAACUGAUAAAGUUAUCCAGUAUAAAUAAAGUUAGUUUAGUUUAGGUUUCCCCCUGUAGUAACACUGGAUCAAUAAGAGAUGAUCUUUACUCUCUAGGAAGAACAGUUUAGAACUGAUAGAGCUAUCCAGUAUAAAUAAAGUUAGUUUAGUUUAGGUUUCCUCCUGUAGUAACACUGGAGACAAUAAGAGUCUGAUCCUUACUGAAUCUCUAGGAAAAAUAGUUUAUAACUGAUAGAGCUAUCCAGUAUAUUAUUGGUGCAACAAUUAAUUUUAAUCAUGACUUCAUUCAGCUGUAGAACCACCAACGCCCCACCAAACAGCCAAGCGUGUCAGACGACCAACGCGGACGACAUGUUAUCGCCGUUAAGAACAAUCACGGACGAUCUCAAGGAUCUUUUUGACCUUGAUCAACAAUCCUGGUCUGGAGUAAGCGGCUUUGAAAGUAAUGCUACAUGUAGUCCCGACCUGCAAUCCGUUAAAGGAAAUGGCAAAUGGAAUUCUCCUGGAACUAUUGGUAUGUUUGCGUAUGUUGGGGGCGUUUAGGGGUAUUGGUGGAACAGUGCACGUGUCUUCGAAAUCUGUGAUUCGGGUUUCAUUCCUGAAUAGUGAAUACGCAGUUGUCUCGAUAUGAUUUCACCACAGUCUCAUGUGAGAAGACCAGUUUACUAUAUAUCUUUAGUAAUAUUCGUAUUUCUUCUUGUAGUAACACUGGAUCAAUAAGAGAUGAUCCUUACUGGAGCUCUAGGGAGAACAGUUUAGAACUGAUAGAACUAUCCAGUAUAAAUAAUGUUAGUUUAGUCUAGGUUUCCUCCUGUAGUAACACUAAAUCAAUAAGAGAUCAUCCUUACUGGACCUCUAGGAAGAACAGUUUAGAACUGAUAUAUCUAUCCAGUAUAAAUAAAGUUUGUUUAGGUUUCCUCCUGUAGUAACACUGGAUCGAUAAGAGAUGACUCUUACUGGAUCUCUAGGAAGAACAGUUUAGAACUGAAAGAUCUAUCCAGUAUAAAUAAAGUUAGCUUUUAAUUCAUGGAUUACAUGUUUUUUUCUUAGGUUGUCGAUUCGACGGAAAAGCAAUAGCCUCUCUUGGCAACGGAAAAGGGUAUUAUAUUAUUAUAUAUUAAUUAACAUAUUUAGACAGGUUGACUUCUUCAGGCAGUGUACCGCCUGCUAUCAAUGAAGGACCUGUAUUUAUGCUAAAAUUAAUUAAGUAUUUAACUAAGAUUGUUUUCUUAUGACAUAGAAUGUACAAAACAUGAUCACUAAACAUACAUUAACAAUAGUACGAAAAUGUUCACAAUUACGGCGAACUAAAGUUAAAAGAUUCAACUUUUCUUUUAAAGUUAAUAUACGAGUUCUCAUACAACUAACAUUUUGUUUAAUGUGGAGUCCGUCUGAACUCAAGUUGUUCUUCCAUUUUAGAUCUCUGAUACCGAUCACCUCGCCUCUUGUUACGAACCGUUUUCGCACUCCUCCAGCUAUAUUACGGAAAGGCAAGAAAAGACGAGUAUCCUUUACAUCGCAUGUCUUUUUCGAGUUUAGUUUAGGUUUCUUCCUGUAGUAAUACUGAAUGAAUAAGUGAUGAUCCUUACUGGACCUCUAGGGAGAACAGUUUAGAACUGAUAGAGCUAUCCAGUAUAAAUAAAGUUAGUUUAGUUUAGGUUUCCUCCUGUAGUAACACUGGAUCAAUAAGAGAUGAUCCUUACUGGAUCUCUUAGGAAGAACUGUUUAGAACUGAUAGAGCUAUCCAGUAUAAAUAAAGUUAGUUUAGUUUAGGUUUCCUCCUGUAGUAACACUGGAUCAAUAAGAGAUGAUCCUUACUGGAUCUCUUAGGAAGAACUGUUUAGAACUGAUAGAGCUAUCCAGUAUAAAUAAAGUUAGUUUAGUUUAGGUUUCCUCCUGUAGUAACACUGGAUCAAUAAGAGAUGAUCCUAACUGGAUCUCUUAGGAAGAACUGUUUAGAACUGAUAGAGCUAUCCAGUAUAAAUAAAGUUAGUUUAGUUUAGGUUUCCUCCUGUAGUAACACUGGAUCAAUAAGAGAUGAUCCUAACUGGAUCUCUUAGGAAGAACUGUUUAGAACUGAUAGAGCUAUCCAGUUUUAAAUAAAGUUAGUUUAGUUUAGGUUUCCUCCUGUAGUAACACUGGAUCAAUAAGAGAUGAUCCUAACUGGUUAUUAAAGCUGGUUAGAAAUGAUUUGUGUUGUUUCUGUCCUUAACCUUCAUUCCCCAGCGUGAUGACUGCUGUAAUGCAUCCAAUACUUCGCUAAAUUCAACAUCCUCCUCUCUGAACUCAACCUCGGAGCCCACGCCCCAGAGUACCCCGAUAAAAUCCCUGCCAUUCUCCCCCUCUCAAUUUUUCAACAGUCCAAUCACAGCGAGGGGCGUGACCUCCAUUUGUACCUCUACCCCCUGUUCGUCUCGCCCCUCCCUCACGUCGACUCCCGUCUAUGGCCGAGAUUGUCUGAACACGCCCAAGAUUGAGACGUCUAGUACAUUCAGGACUCCUAAAAUUAGACGAUCAUUGCUCAACAGUCCUCGCACACCUACACCGUUCAAAGAAGCGAUGGCUACUUUUCAAUCUUCGUCUAUGGUAAGCAUAAACUGGGAAGAGAUUAUUUCGCUGGCCUCAGAGUGACAAAACGUAACAAAGCAACGGUUUUACUAACACUAACCGUACUCCAAACACCAACUCUAAUCCUAACCCUAACCUAACCUAACCCUACUUCAAAUUUGUUUCUAAACCAAUCUUGAAGAAAAAAGUUUUGACGAAAUGUGAUUCUGAGGUUAGCGAAAUAGUUGAUGCAGUGCUUUAUCAUUGUGUGCUUGAUUUACACAGUACAACUCAAGUUGUAAGCAGGUUGCAUGAGACAGUUUUAGGCAAAAGUUGUGUAGUGUCGUAGGUGAGUUGUGUGCUUGAUUUACACAGUACAACUCAAGUUGUAAGCAGGUUGCAUGAGACAGUUUUAGGCAAAAGUUGUGUAGUGUAAAUCGUUAUUCAGAUGGGUCGUUUACAACGUAUACGACCCUUAGCGUUUACAAUCUAUUUCGCAGGCAUUGAUUUUGUUUGUGUUGCAGGCAAUGAACGGUCAUUUGGAACAAGACAUCACGGAAAUCCUCGAACGAGGCGAGGCCGAAGCUGCGCAAGAAAUAAUUCCGUCGCUGCAUGACAACUGUUCAGCGGUCAACAUACAUCAAUCUUUAGAGGAAAGUUAUCAAGCAGGUUUACCGCAAAGUAUGUCGGGAACGUUCAUGACCACGAAUCAACCAAUCAUGUCCUCGAGUGAGCUUGCAACGUCAUCAGCAUCCGCUCACGUGGUAUGUCCGUGCAGAACUAGGAAUAGAAUGUCUUGUAUUUAGUCCUCAUCUCUGAUUAUAAUUUCACCUCAGUUACAUAUGAGACGACUGCUAAUUUUUUUGUCGGGUUUCUCCUGUAGAAAUACCAGACCCCUUGCUGGACUCGAGAGAGAGAGCUAUCCAGUCUAAAUAUAGUUAGUAUCCAGUCUAAAAUUGAUAGUUAGUUUUCGUUUCCUCCUGUAGUAACACUGGAUCAAUAAGAGAUGAUCCUUACUGGACCUCUAGGAAGAGCAGUUUAGAACUGAUAGAGCUAUCCAGUAUAAAUAUAGUUAGUUUAGUUUACGUUUCCUCCUGUAGUAACACUGGAUCAAUAAGAGAUGAUCUUUACUGGACCUCUAAGAAGGACAGUUUGGAACUGAUAGAGCUAUCCAGUAUAAAUAUAGUUAGUUUAGUUUAGGUUUCCUCCUGUAGUAAACACUGGAUCAAUAAGAGAAUUAUCCUUCCUGGACCUCUAGGAAGAACGGUUUAGGACUGAUAGAGCUAUCCAGUAUAAAUAAAGUUUAGUUUAGGUUUCCUCCUGUAGUAACACUGAAUCAAUAAGAGAUGACCCUUACUGGAACUCUAGGAAGAACAGUUUAGAACUGAUAGAGCUAUCCAGUAUAAAAACUCCUCUUUUGUUUUAUUUUGUGUUUAGGAAUUAGAGAACAAUGGCCUGGAUGGUUCCUACAUGUCACCGCUCUCUUCGUCGGCAGUCAAACCGCACGAGGUGUUUGGUGUGGGAGAUCAAUAUGUCACUCCGAGUAAAACUCUGGGUGGAAAUUUUAUUGAUCCGUACAGUCAAAUGUUGAGUCUGGUCGCAGCAAUAGAAUGUAGUCCUGUUCAGGUAGGCUGGAUGAAGGCUUUGAAGGCUGGUGUUUAUACUAUCAAAGUUUCUGUGAUCACAGUAGGAAUUUUGCAUGAAGUUUUGAAAGAUUUGUAAACGUUUGAGGCAGUGGUGGAUCCUGCAGUUGGGUUUUUUUUUGGGGGGGGGGUUGCUAACCAAUGGCGAAACGAGCGCCGAAGGCGCGAGAUUUCAAGGGUGGUCCUGGGCCAUGCUCCCCCGGAAAAUUUUUAAAAUUUGGGUCUCUGAAAUGGCAUUUCCAGCAUUCUGAGAAAACAUUCAGGAAAAUUUUUAGAUUCUCAAAACAUUUAAAAAUUCAGAAUAUUUAAUAUUGGCUAUUCCGCUAUUGUCAACUAGUGAUGCGCAACUGAAUUCCUUAACAUAAGUUGGUUAGAAUUAGGAUAAACGUCAUUUUUGCAACCCCCCAUGCUCCCCUGUUGACCAGAGCCUGGGGGGGUGCGACCUCCCCCGCCCCCCCCCCACCCUAAAUCCACCACUGGUUUGAGGGAUAGUUAAAGGCACAGUUCAGCCUUUUGAAUGAUGGUUUAAAGGCGCAUUUCAGCUCUAUGAAAAUCAAUUAUGCAUAAUUGAAGAUCAGUAAACUCGAUGUUUUUGACCGCAAUAAAAAUGUUUUAAAAUAUUAAAAACAUCACGUUUGCUGAUCUUGAAUUAUGCUUAAUUGAUUUCCUAGUUAGUUUUUUCAAUUAAAAGGGCUGAAAUGCGCCUUGAAAAACCAUGUUAGUGUGAACUGUCACCCGCGAACAGGCUGCGAGGGAGACUGUCAAAAGGCUGAACUGUGCGUUUAAAUUAAUGAAAUAAGCCUUUGUCAAACGAGAGUUGAUGACAGUUGGCAGUCAUGUGGGGGACGUUUUCAGCUCUAGUAGAUUAAUAUUACAAUUUUACUUUUGUAGGAAAUUCCACAGAAAUUCUCGACAGUGCCAAAUUUUUUAUUGUUUGAAACUCCGACGGGAAACAGAACUAUUUUACAAAAGGUACUAAGACCCGUUUACAGCAGUGACCUGCAUAUAUAUAUAUAUAUAUAUAUAUAUAUAUAUAUAUAUAUAUAUAUAUAUAUAUAUAUAUAUAUAUAUAUAUAUAUAUAUAUAUAUAUAUAUAUAUAUAUAUAUAUAUAUAUAUAUAUAUAUAUAUAUGUCUGGAGCAAGAACUUCAGUCAUUCUGCCUAUGAGAACAGUGAAGCCAAGAUGGCGCCAUUGUCGUCCAAUAGCUCUGAAGGUCGUAAAUAGUUUUUAUACAAUUUUCCACAACUUAUUCUAGUUUUUUUCUAACGGACUGUAUCGCUACAGGGUGUUAGCUAGCCCGUAUACUGUCCGUUUGACGGACUCUUCCCAAUUGAAGUAGUUAAGGGGCUGGAUCUACUGGAAGAUUUUCAUUUUUUCUGAUGAGAAAGUGCAUUGCGUUUGAUUUUAUAUUAUUAUAUCAAAGAACGUUUUAUUUAUUUUUUCCCAUUAACUAUUUUCUCAAAAUGUAUCACGUUUCAUUCAUAUUGGGUGUGUAUUCACUGAAAUGAAAUGUAUAAAACAAAGUGUAAUCGGUGUGCAUCCGUGUUCAUUCACCGGAAAUGAAAUGUACAAAACCAAGCUACCGUUGUUUGCAUCUAAGGAGAAACACGUUGGAAAAAAACACUAUUUAUUCCUACAUAAGGACUUUGAUCGGUCAAAAAAGCUUUCCCAAUUUACGUUUAACAGACUUUUUUCUGGCUAACACCCUGCGCUAAUCACGUUUUCAGUUCAUGAAAUCAUAAUAUUAAGCCCAGGUCACACUACACAACGAUAACGAUGCGAUAACUUGUAUACGCUCGCUGAUUGGUCAAAAAUUUAUCGUUAUCGUUCCACUGAAAAGAAAAUCGCUCAGGUGAGCGAUUUUAAAAUCGUUAUCGUUAUCGUCAAACGAUAAUUUUAUCAUUUUCGUUGUAGUGUUGACACUAACACAAUUUUUUUGCCAAUUAUCGCGUGUUUACAAUUUAUCGUUAUCGUUGUGUAGUGUGACCGGGCCUUUAGUCUUUAAAUCGAAGUCAAAAUACGAAAUUUCGGCGGCACAUUCCUUGCCAAGAUGGCGGAAAUUGAAGGGGCUAUUGGACAUGUCAGUCCCGAAGCUGGCUUCACUUCUCGCUCCAGAUAUAUGGAGUUCACUGUCUUACACUUGCAGUCAAUAGACAUUGCCCCGUAGGCUAAUGGGUGAUUCCAGCUACACACUAAAUUUUGAUCAAGGUAAGAAGAACGAAAUCCAACACCACAGCUAGAAAGAGCGUCUUAGAAUGAGUAAAACUGCAAAGAUUGGUUGCUAAAUGUUGUAAUAUAGCCCUGUCAAGUUCGCAAAUUUUGUGAUAUAUUUGUAUUACGCGCGGGGAAAGUAACCACUUUGGGCUCAAGAAUGGUACCAUAUUUCUCCCGCGCGUGAUGCAAAUAUAUACAAAAUUUGCGAACUUCACAGGGCUAUAGUUAGUGAUGGGCGAUACCAGGAUUUUUAAUUCGAUACCGAUACCGAUACUUUUAAGAUCGGUAUCGGCCGAUACCGAUACCUAUUUCGAUACCAAAAUGAACACAAAAUUUCAAUUUUCGAUACCGGAAGUGAGUACUUAAAUUGCUAGUAUCGGCUACUUUCGAUACCUGCCGGUCAGCGGAAAAACAUUUUACAUUACUGUAUGUAACCUAAAUAAAGCUAUAUGUAAACCAAAAGCCUGAAACGUAAUAAAUAUUUUCUAUACAUGACUUGGCGCAGCACAUUUGGAAUAUUAAGACUUAUUUUAGUGGUUCAUUAUUAAGUCUUAUUCAACCAAGAAGUGAAAUUAAACAAGUCGUUUAAAAAAGGGUGCAAGUAUCGAACGAUACCACGUCAGUAAUCGAUACCGAUACCGCUGUUUGUGGUAUCGCUGGUAUCGAAUACCAAGUACUCGGUAUCGCCCAUCACUAGCUAUAUUUUCCUCAUGUGCAACAAUUCGCAACCAAACUUUGCAAUUUUACUCAUUUUACGAUGUUCUUUCCAGCUAUGGUAAUGGAUUUCGUUCUCCUUGCCUAGAUCAAAAUUUCGUCUAAUGCUGGCUGGAAUCAUCCAUUGAUUUAACCUUCAAACGUUUUUUUAAUGUAGUCCUUUCAAGAAGUGGCGUGUGGUCAGACGGAAGAUCAGAAAUAUUUGACGGAACAAGCAAGACAAUUCGUUUACAGACAGACAGCUCGUUCGCUGAAAUUUACGCCACACACUUACGAACCAGAAAUGGCCAUGGUGUGAUUAUAUUAUGCACAUAACCAUAACAAAAAAUUUCAAUGAAAAUGAAGAUCAGAAUGUGCCUUUGGGCAGCCAUUGAUGCACUUUAAAAGCACAUAUAAAACUAUUUUGGAAUCUGAAGAAUAUAGUGCGUUAAUGCUUUCCAGAAAUUGAAUUAAACGGACUGAGUCCACCAGACACUACUGUUUUACCUAGACUACGUUACACUAUACAGAAUAGCCCUCCGGCUCCGUAGCGGCGCGAAAAAGCACCUAUCCGAUACGGAAUGUACAACUUUCAGAAGCUGAGCGAAACAACAUCUCUCCUUGGCAAUAAUUCCUAUGAAAAUAGCGUUCCUAAAACCUGUACGGAUAGGUGAUUAGGGACUGGUCAUAAAGUAACUGCUAGGGUGGGCUGGAGGUAAAUCACAAAUUUUGCCAAUAAGUUUGGUGACCCAUCUUAGGAUGAAGAUAAAAAUUUCAAAGCCCAUCUAAUCUUACAAAAUAAUUUUUAUGACCCACCCAAUUUAAAUUGGGAAAAUACACUUUUAUAAUAAAAAAACUUGCAGGUAUGAACAUUGUAAAUAUACACCGGCACUGUAUUGACAUACAUAAUUCCACCAAGCUUGACCAACACAUUCAUCACCAAUUACGAUACUGAGCUGCUCUCCAGUUGGUUGUAUUUGCUGUGAUUCGACCAGUUUUUGUUGUUGUAUAAACAAAGUACUGGCUUCAAUAUAGCAUCAUUUGCAUUUGAUAAUUUGGAUAGUUUUGUUUACUUUUAUUAUUAAUACCUUUAUUUUUUUACUUUAUGACCGGUCCCUUAUUAAUCCCACUACCUUUUGCUGUGUUAUACUGUUCCCUACAGAAUGUGUUUUCAUAUAGUUUAUGCACACUUGUCUAGUACAGAUAACCCCCACUAUGGUUAACGAAGGAUGCACCUGCGCCCUGAUUGGCUCAAAUAUUAAUUAGUGCACAUGAAAUGUAGUUUAUUAUGUACAAUUAAUCUGGUCUUUUGGCCUCAGCAAACUUUAUACUUCACCAGAUAUCCAGUAUUAUCAUGUAAGCAAAAUAAAGCAAUAUGGUUGGCUAAUUUACUCAUGAAUUAUUAAUGCAUUUGAGAUACUACAUUAUAAAACCUCCCUGUCUUUUUACAAUAAAGGUGUGGCAGCAACACUAUUGUACCUACUGUAUUGUACAUUGUACUGCAUAGUAAAAGGGGUAAACCGGCCGAACGAUAUAGAAUAUAUUCUUGUUUUCAGGUAACAACCCGAAAUCUGGGGGUUGGUGGACGUAUUUUUGCCAUUGAAAGCACGAGAACUAGAACGGGCAACAUGUUGAAGUUGAAAGUGAAUUUCUUGCCAGAAAUCAUUACUCUUGCAAAGGAGGUACAGUUCAAGACAUUUUGCAUACUUGUUAUAUGUUAAUAGUGCAUUUUUUUUGCUGGAUGAUCGACAGCCGCCUGUAAUAACACUGCUUAUUAGAUGCUAUGUUGAAAUACCUUGUGUAGAUUAAGAUUAAAAGCAUUUUGGUGUUUAUUAUAAAGAUUGAUAUGAUGAAGGACGGCAAAAAUAUAUCGCUAUUUUGAUGACAAGUAUUUAGUCUACUAUCAGGAUGUAGUUAAUGGUUGCUAUUUCUGUAUUAAAAAAAAUAAUUCGCCGUUUUGGUUUGGUGUUUUUUGCACACCUGCAUGUUUUGGAAAAUUUCUUCAUACCUUAAAAUUAACUGUGUAUCAGGUCUGAGAAUGAUAGUAGACCAAUUUCCAAUUCUUCCAGAUCGCGGUUUUUUUGUUAGAUCCAAUCUGAAAAUUUAACUUCACAAGCAGUCUUUCACUCUGAAUAUUGUCCACAUGCAGAAACACAACUGUAAUAAUUGCCUCCAUGUCACCACCGUGGCUAAACGGUCUCAUUUCCUCGAUUGAGUCUUUGAUUUAACUUAAACUUUACAAGAAAACAAGACGCCUUAUGCAAAGUGGUGUACUGUCGUAUUUGGAAAGGCGUUUUUAGAAAUGACGUAUCUGACCGUAGGCACUCGACUAUACAAAUCUUAGACUUAAACAAUAUUAGUGUGAAACCUUGCUCCUUGGUGAUUAUAACUUUCGUAUUAUGUUCAGGUUCGUAAUUUAAAGUGGCUAGGAUUCCGUGUUCCUCUUGCCAUCGUGAACAAAGCUCAUCAAGCCAACCAACUUUAUCCGUUUGCCAUCUCCCUAAUUGAAAGUGUUCGCACAUACGAAACAGCUUGUGAAAAGGUAAGCUCAUAAAUCCAUCUCACCCUACCCUUUAUCUUAAUUCAUCUCGUCUCUUCACCCUUUGCAUUAACCUCCAACUACUUUCCUCACUUUGUCUCCAUUUAUCACACUUUACUCACUUAGUACUCGCUUCACUUUACUUUACCAUUCUUUACUCUACCUUAACUUACUGUGCCUUACCAUUUUUCAUCAUGCCAUACUUCACCUUACUGUACCUAAUAUCCCGUAACUUUAAUUUUUAUAAUUUAUUAAUGAAAAUACAUAUGCAGCUCGGAAGCUGAAUUGCGUAUUUACAAAACGACAAACAAUUAGUCUAAAAUAUAUUAUAGAAAUAGUAAAAUACGGUAAAAUUUACUAAAAGAACUUAAACUAAUAGAAUUUCAAUGUGAUUCAAAUAAGAGUAUCUCAAACUGUGCUGAGUUCAAAUCCUAAUAGUUAUAAUUAAUUAUCUUGAAAGUUAUAUAAACAUAUCUGGAUUAAAAGUACUAGAUAAAAUGAUAUACAGUAUAAUAUCGUAAUAUCAUCGAGAUCAACCAUUUUCAUUGAUGGAAGACAUUUUAAAAGUGUUUCUGAACCGGUUGUUACUCCAAUUGUGGAUUGCAAAUGCCAUUUUAAACACUUCUCUCUUGUGUGAGAUUAUCCCAUAUCACUUUGCUAGUCCACGCGACAACAUCUCAUCUCUCAAAACUUUCUCAAUCUUUCUUUCCCUCCACAUUGCAUUUCAAAUCAACUUUCAGUACAUAAUCAAUUGUUUUUUUGAAAAGCCAAAAUGUGAUUUCUUUGGUAGGUUGAGAACAAGAAAACAAUCAAACCUUUAGUUGCUGGGUUGCAAAAAGAUAUUCAAACCUAUAUCGGCGAGGUAUGAGAAGUCUAACUUUUGGUUGCUAACUGUGAAAUCUUUGUUCUAGUUGUCUCUGUACGUGUAAAUAUAUGAUUGUUUAUUAGUUUUUCUAGUGUCUUCUCCGUUAUUACUUUUUAACACUAGACAGAUUUUUAAACAAGGUUUCAACCACCAUAAUAAGCGACUCCAGCUUCGUCAAAUUUUAUGUACUUCAACCAAUUUUACGCGCUUCAACCACUCUCAUAUUCAGUUGAAGUUUCAAAUUAAAUUGAUUACAUCAGAAAGUCAGCAGUAUAAAUAUAAUAUUAAAAAUCUCUGUAUUAUUGACCGUUUUCAUGGUGGUUAUCAUUUUGGAAAAAAUUAAAGACAAUUUUAAAAAGCCACUAAAAGAGUAGAAUAUAUUAAUGCGUCAAAAAUAUCAAGUGGUGGGGGGUGGGGGGUGGGGGGGGGGCUUCGGUGGUGCAGUCGUCAGAGCAAGUGCCUUUCACCUCUGGUGAGAAGAGUCUGUCAACGCUCUGCUGAAAGUCGCGAGUUUUCUCCGUGUGUUCUGGUUUUCCGAAAGUUGACAGGGUGGGUUAGGAUAAACAUAAUAAGGAAAGUAAUAUCACAAAUGUUGUAAAGAUGAAUAGUCUAUGCUAAGUAGGUACAGUAAUAUAAGUAAGCGUGUAUAAUACUUGAUGUAAUCGGUCACUGAAAAUCCCCAAUGCAUGGGGAGUGAACUGAAUAAUGUAUGUACCUUAUAUAUAUAUUGUGUAGUAUAAUUAUAUGUAAUAUGUAUGUUUUAUAAUUUAGGGUAUUGGUCUUACGUGGGAGUCGUACAAACUUGAUCCAUAUGUACAGAAGUUUGCUGAUGCUGUAAUUAGCUUUCAGGAGAAGGUAACUUAUUUGAUAAUAAGGUACGCAGUCACCAGUACGUCUGUAUAUACAGUGAUGCUUCGCAACUAGUAAGUUAUCUAUAUCGGUUAUACAAUCUUCUUCAACUACCUAACAGAACUAAGAUAAUUCUUUCACUGCCCAAACACUGCUCUGGAUAGGACACUUGGUCACUGUCCAGCACAAACUGCAUCUCAUUCAACUGCUAAAACGAUUGGAGUAGAGCGUGGAGAAGACUUAGUACUACUAUAGCAUGAAAAGCACGCAACUCCCGUAAGCUGUUCACUUCUACUCUGUAACGAUCAUGCUAGCACUACGGAUUACGAUUUACCUAACUAAUGUACUUAACUAUUACUGUAAGCGCUUUCUACUUGCACCACUCUUUCUCUUAUCUAAGGGGUACUGUAUUAUUUUUCAGGUCGAUGACUUAUUAGUUAGUGUUGCGAGAAUCGAAGGCGAAGUGGAAUCAUUAGCAUCAUGCAGUUACGAUGCAGCGACCUUCACUGAAGUGCUCUCCAGUAUCCAAAAAGCGGUCGAUGAAAUGAAUCUGUAUUCUUACACAAAUUUACCAUCAUGGGUGUCUAGUCUGGACAAAUCUGUAAGUAUAAAUAUGUACUGCUCGGUUUUCAAUUGUUCAGAGCUGAACAUUGCGAACAAACCAACAUAUGAAUAUUUUAACACUUGUACUCUUAUUCUUGUGAUCGCCAAAUUGAAGUGCUGGCUAUUCAGUUGGUCGACUAGCCUCUGAGGUAUAUGCUGUGUGGAAACUAUUUAUAAUGUACUCAUGUAAUGUAUGGCAAUCAGGUGAUAAAUGGAUUUCGAGGGUAUCGUAUAUUUAACAGUUAGAACAAAUUCACCUCCAAAUGUGGCAUAAUUUAUGGGCGUAUAUUUAUUUACAAAUUUUACAAAUUACGUCUCAACAAAAGUCACACUAUAUUUAAAUCAAGAUGCCUCGAAUUCAUUUUUUAUUUAAAAAUAUCUAUUUUAUCAAGGUUGAAGAAAAACUUUCUGUUCGACUCCAAGCUGGUUUGAGAGCAUGGACUGACCACCUUGAGGAUUAUAAAGAAGAGACCAGUAGGCCAGAGUUUGAUUCCGAUACCAACCCAUUGGUUGCCCAUAAACCUGGUGGAGAUCCAGAGAUUAAGGUGAGGAAUAUUAUUAAGAGGUUAUAGAUAAAAUAUGAGUUAAUAUGACAUUUUUCAGCAGUUGUUUUUUUUACAAAUUGGUAUACAGUGUAUCAUUGAAUUGCUAAGUUCAUAUCUUUUUUUAUCAUAGGUUCUGCGUCAUGAAGUACGAAUAACUAAUCAGAUCUUGUAUCUAUAUCCUCCUGUGGAAGGCGUCCGAGCUCACCUCCUUGGGGAACUUCAUGUAUGGCUUGGCUUGAUCCUAAAGUUACCUAGGAUUCAGAGUUCUAGAUAUCAGGUAAUGUAUUCACAGUACAACUAAACUUACACAAUCAGCAAGUGAAAGUUUAGCAACAUGUUUUGAUUAAUUAACAUUACUCCGAGAUAAAGGGGGCGGUAUAUUGUAUAACAUUGAGCAUCGCACUACUUCCUUAUAGAAUUAUUUUGGGGAUGGAAUUUAUUUAUACUGGUGUUACUUGAGACUUGUUGGGAAGCAAUUUUUAGGCGUCACAUGAUACUAUUGUAUCCUACCAUGCGGUCAUCGAAAUCACUGACCCUAAACUAUACGUAUUGCAUAGAAUUGUUAUUUACAGUACAUUAACGAAUCACAGUCAACCGUGAUGCUUCGCGCGUUAUGUGAAUGUUUACAUAUACGGGGAGCUAAAAAUAGUGUUGUCUUCGAAAAUAGUCAUAGACUAAAAAUGAUAUACGUUAGCUUACCCGCUGGUGUUUUGACGAAAUCCAGAUCCCUGCUCCAUCGGACGAACUGCGUGAAUGUAGCAGGAUUUCGGCGAACUCGCUAUGCGAAAGCCCCCGUAUUCCCAGGCUUUCUUUCCUUUCCAUCCAAAAGACGUACGUUGAACUUGUCCACGAUAUUCUUUGUCAUAUACCCUCAUUUGGUGGUCUUCCACGAACGGAAAAUACAGAAGCCAUGAUUAGCAGCCAUCUACUUUAUAAAAUGAGAAAACUUUCUAAAAUCAUUGGUUAAGAUAAACACACACGCCAAAAUCUCAAUCAAUGAUCUAUUAACAUAUUCCAACUAUGAAAAAUAUGACAUCGUCUAAGAAUAAUGCAGAUUGAUAAGGAUGCGCUUCGAUGUCAAUCUUUCGUUACUAAAGUGGCCAAUAAAAUGGCGGAAUACAAAACAAUCAAAACAUUUUAGCGCGCUUUAAGCUUAAAAUAAUAGUCUUUUUCCAUCAAGGUUGGUCUUGAUAUGGACGAGUCAGAUUCUCACACGAGUUAUCGCAAUCUUCUCACAAAACUCCCUGACGGUCCAGAGGUGAUUGAGGGUGCAUACCAAGCUGUUGAAAAGAAAGUUCAAGAAGUUGAGAAAUACGUUGAAGUUUGGCUUCGUUAUCAGUCAUUGUGGGAUAUGGAAACUAGUCUUAUAUACAACAAGCUUGAGAAUAACCUGGAGAGAUGGACAAUCUUACUGAGGAAUAUCAGGUACUGUAUGUAACACUGCAUGGGUUGGCAGUUGCCCAAGAGCGAUAAUUACUGUAGCUCAUCUGGUAGGGAGUCUUGUUCCACCUUAGUGUAUUGUGGAGAAUUAUUGAUCAUUAAAACCCCGUACGAAAUCUUUACGAGUUACAACCAUAAAAUAUUUUUCAAGCCAUUUCGCAGAGAAUUAUAAACUUCCUAAAAAUAUAACAUUAAUACCUAAUACAAGAUGAGCUUAGCUCCUUUUUAUGUUCUUACACCGGUUCUUACGGUUUUCAUUUUAGGAAAUCUCGAGUUACCUUUGACACACAGGAAACAAGACAACAGUUUGGUCCUGUAACAAUUGACUUCCAACAGGUAUUGUUUACACCCUAUUGUUUAACUACAGCAUUAGCAGUUGUACUGCGAUCUUUCAUAUGUGAAAGUUUUUUAUAUCUAUAAAGCUUGUAUCUUUAAAUAACUGACUCGUACCCAGUGGUCAAACCGAACAUGAUUUUACAAUUUGAAAGACUAUUUGGAGGGACAAUAUCUAUAGUAACGUUUUGCUUUAUACAGAGUUGGGAAUUUUUUGUGUGAAUCACCUUUUUACUUUUACUUUAAAUACUUUGUUUUCCUCAUUUUUAAAAUAGUAUUUUUCAAUUAGAGCUGGAAAUUUAUUUGCAAACAACUUGCGUAGCAAAAAGUAUUUUAUGAAUACUGUACAUGUAGGUUUUGUAACUACAAUACACGUCUUCUUCAACGACUAUAAUAUUUGACAAGCUAACAUUGUUUUGCAGGUACAAUCUAAAGUAAAUCUCAAGUAUGACAGUUGGCAUAGAGAACUUCUCAGCAAGUUUGGAUCCAUGCUUGGCACUAACAUGCAAGAAUUCUAUGGAACUAUAACAAAGGUAAACGUUUACGACGGAGAUACACUUUUGCCAUGGCUUGCCGGGCAUGCUUGACUUCGAUCUUAUACGCACGUUUGUACCUAUAGUCGAAGGCAUUACGCAAUAAAUAAGCAUUAUGGUUCCUAAAACAAUAGUAAGAAUGAUUGGGGAAACUACCAACCUAACACUUCCAACCUUGAAAGGUGUAAUAAAUUAUAUUUCGCACUAAAACAAUGGACACUCCGAAAAUGGUUAUCAUGAACAAUUGAACAUAUAUGUUUCUCGUUCACAGUCUCGAACUGAUUUGGAACAACAUUCAGUAGAAGGAUCAUCGACUUCCGACUCUGUCAGUUUCAUCACCUUCGUUCAAUCCUUGAAACGCAAAUUGAAAAACUGGGAGAAAGUGAUGGAGGUGGGUAAAAUGUUUAUUGAGUGCUGGCUUUCUUUAUUAAUCACAUUGUUUUAAUUUUAUUUUAUUUUAAAAAUUCGCACUCCAAAGGCAGGUGUACAGCAAAAGGACACUAAGUCCCCUACAAGACUUGUACACCAAUUGUUUGUUGGUUUCUAAGCUACCAAUGCUGUGUUAACCAUGUACUUUAUAUUCCUUGCCUUUUUCUAGAUUUACAAAAAUGGUCAGCUAAUUCUGGAAAGACAAAGAUUCCAGUUUCCUUCACAGUGGUUGUAUUAUGACAACGUUGAGGGUGAAUGGGGAGCAUUUAACGAUAUCUUGAAACGAAAGGACAUUUCCAUCCAGAAAGAGGUCAGUGCGUGUGGGCAAGUACGCAGAUCAAUGAACCGGAGUUGUGGUGUAGUGAACGAUAUCUGUACCAAGGGCCAUCGAGAGGUUGCGGGGACCCGGGACAAAACUUUCCCAGGGGGGCCUUGUGACGUCAUGAAAUUUUCUGAGGGCCCUUAUGACGUCACAAUUGUAAAACAGGAGUAUUUAAAAGCUGUGUUUUUAUUGCAUAUUAUCCGGCACUGAGGAUAUAUAUUCUCGAUUAAGAUUCGUCGUUUUGGGGGCCCCUAGCUAGGGGCCAGGGGAAAAAUGCACCCCCCCACCCCCCCACUAGUUUCCUCCCUCUUGGUGGCCCUGGUUAUACGAAUCCUUUUAACAGGAACGAGCUGAGGCAAAGAAUUAAUGCAGAAAUAUAUUUAGCCACAACAUUUCUAUCGAGGAUGGAUAAGAGCACAUUUGCUUCACUAAAGCACAUUUGCUUCAUCUAUGAGUUUGUCCAAUUCCAAAGUGAUUGAAGGAUAUGUUUAAGGCUUGGAACUUAAACAAAAUUUGAUUUAACAGGAACAUGCACAGCUUCAGAGUCCCUGGCCAAAGUUGAAAAGCUGUAAAAGCUAUUUCCAUGUGUUUUUUUUUCAAAUCUUAAAGAAUACAUUUCCACAUUGGCUUAUUUGGACAUCUUGUGACAACGUAUAAGGGAUGAGGGGAAGUGCAUAUUGGUUGCCCUCUAGCUUUUACCAACUGUGACCUUUGAAAGUUUAGCUUUUUAACAUCCUAAAAUCCUAUACGCUUUAAAUACUGAGUACCAUUUCUAAAAAAUGUGAUGCGUGUGUUUGUUACAGGUGUCAAUGUUACAAGUAAAGAUCAUAGCUGAAGAUCAAGCCGUAGAAGAAAGAACCACAGAAUUUCUCAAUGAUUGGGACAAAAGCAAACCUGUUCAAGGCAGUACUCGACCUGAUGCUGCUCUCAAGUCACUCGCUGUUUAUGAAGGAAAACUAAGUCGACUCAAGGAAGACCGAAGUAAUGUUUCUAAAGCCAAGGAGGCAUUGGAACUGCAGGAACAAGGUACGUGUUCAGAAGGUCCUAUGGUACUGUAUUUGUUAUCUGAAUAACAAAAUCGUGAGUUCUUAUUGGUCGAAUUGGUUACAAUUGUUUCGUUAUUUGCACUUGUAUAGUAUAUGCAAUAUUAGAACGAAUUUAGCAUAUGGAAAUGAUGGUUGUAUCGAAUAUAGAUUUGCGUUGUAAAUACUCGGAAAUAUACAUACUAAGUAUUCUGUAUUCAACUUAUUUUCAAAUGAUGUUUCAGUGUUGUUCCUCUUUCAAGUAAUGUCUUUAUCAAGCGAGCUGACGUGAGAUACUUCAGAUACCGAUUUGAGGUUUCUUUGAUGGUGAAUUAUACCCUCAUCACCCAUGGAUGAUUUUCAUGAGGGGCGUCACACAAAUUACAUUCUAAAAACUAAUAUAAAUUAAAUAUGAAAUAGAAUAACACAGAAUAACAAAUACGUAGAUAAAAAAAGUUAAAAAACCCAAGACUAUUCGAUGCCUCACUCUGUUGCACACAUUAUUUCAUCAAAUUUUUGAAGCUACUUAAAGAUUCUGUUUGCUUUGCCUGCGUAGGUAAGCUAUUCCAUAGAACAGCCCCGCUAUAUCCAAAACUCUUUUUUAAAUAUUCAGUACGUGGUUUAGGAACUGAAAGAUUUAUAUCAGCAUUUCUGAGAUUAUAAUUAGCACUAAGAUUUAUGUCCCUUGUUAUAAAUUUAUCCUUUAAGUUCGGAGCUGAGUGGUUGUUUAAUAUUUUAAACAUCAGGACCGAUUUAUUCAUUUUAUGUCUGUCGUUCAGAUUUUUCCAUGACAUAGCAUGGAGCAAAUCUGUCGACCUGACAUCAUAAUUGGCACCUGUCAUAAUUCUUGCCGCCCUAUUUUGUAGUUUUUGUAAUUUCUCUUUGAGCAUGCUUCCACAAUUAUCCCAUAAAGAUGAACAAUAGUCAAAAUAUGGGAGAACGAGAGAAUUAUAUAAAUUUUGUAGUGUUUCGGACGGUACAAACGGCUUUACUCUUUUGAUGAUUCCAAUACCGGAGCCAACUUUCCUACAUAUUGUGUCUAUAUGGUUUUCCCAGCUCAUUCUUUCAUCUAGUUCUACUCCCAGACAUGGAAAAGAGGAAUAUCGAGUAACCGGUUUAUCAUUUAUCAUAACCUGUUCAUUACCAACUUUGUUUUUUAAGUUAUAGGGUGAUCCUAUAAACAUUGCUUUUGUCUUUUUUGUGUGAAGUUGCAAUUUUUUUGAUUAAGUUUGGUUACUAGUUCGGAGAAACUUGCGGAAGAUGCAUAUAUUUGAGUAUCGUCAGCAUAUAUGCCAGGAGUUGUGUUUUUCAGACAUCCUGGCAAAUAAUUUAUAUAUAGUAAAAACAUGAGGGGUCCCAAGAUAGAUCCCUGUGGAACUCCGCAUACAAUUUCCUUAGCCAACGAUGUGUGGCCAUCGACAACACAAACUUGGCUUCGUUUCGUCAAGUAGGAUUGGAACCAUUUUAGCUCAAAAUCUUGAACACCAAACUGGUCUUGCAUCUUCCUUAAUAGGAUUUUAUGAUCAAUAGAGUCAAAGGCUUUCCUAAUAUCAACUGAAAUUAAUCCGGUUAUUUCUCCAUUAUCCAUAUUUUCAAACCAAUUGUCACUCAUUUCUAUUAAUAAGGACAGUGUGGAAUGUUUCGGCCGGAAGCCCGAUUGAAAACGUGGAAGUAGAGAAUUGUCUAUCAGAUAUUGAUAGAGCUGUCCAAAUACUUCUUUCUCAAAUAAUUUGCUGAUAAUGGGAAGAAUAGAUAUCGGGCGAUAGUUUUCACAUUUCGUUCUAUCUUCUGUUUUAUAAACAGGUAUUACCCUAGCUCUUUUCCAAUCAUCAACAUAUAUCCUAGUAGAAAUUGAGAGAUUAAAUAUAUAGGUCAAGGAUGGGGCAAUAAUAUCGCAGGAUAAUUUCAGUAUUUUGGCUGGUUUUCCAUCAGCCCUGGUAGCCUUGGAUACUUUUAGAUUUUUCAGGUUUUUUAGAAUAUUGGAUUCAGUAAUUGUAUGGAAAUAGAAUUUUGAAUUUACACCAGUUGAAUUACAAAAAAUUCCUUAAUUCUUGUUUGAUAAUGGACAGUUUUGGCCCUUUUCAUUUCCGAGUUAACUUUAUUUCUCUCCGAUUUAUAUUUAUCCCAGUGAACCUGGGAAUUAUAUUUCUUUGCUCUCUGUUUAUGAUAGUCUCUCGAUCUUAUUAGUUUUUUAAUGUUGGAAUUUAUCCUGGGAACAGAGUUGUGCUUAAUGCUUUUAUAAAUUAAGUGUGCAUGUCUGUCAAGAGCUUCCAAAAAAAAAAGAUUUCCAGACAUGCCAAUUAUCGUUCGGGUUCAUAUACUGUGUAGCUAAAUACCAAGGUAUUCUGGACAGUUCCUCAAUAAAAUCAGUUUCAUUAAAUCUUUUGAAAUUUCUAACUUUGGAACGGGUUUGCCUAUAUUUAGGCAUGGUCACUUUUUUCACCGCAUAAAUUAAACUGUGAUCUGACAUUCCCAAGUCAAUAACACCACUAUUGGAAAUGUUAUUGGGUUGAUUGGUGAACACUAGAUCAAUUAAAGAUGAUGAUGUGCUUGUGACUCUAGUUGGCUCCUUGAUCAAUUGCUCUAAGUUAUAUAAUGUGCUCAGAAAUAUUAACUUUUUGGUACUGGAGUCUUUUGGUGUCUUAAUCAUACUACAAUUUAUGUCACCAAUAACAAUCAACUCCUUACUUUCAGCAUCACAUUUACUAAGAAAUAUUUCAAAGAAAUCAAAUAAUUUCAUCUCAGAGUUGGGCGGCCUGUACCAUGCACUAAUGAGAAAUGGCCUACUUCGUGGUUUACAAAUCUCAAUACAAAUCAUUUCAAGAUCAUCUGAAUUUAAAUCCUUCCGCUCAUAGAAGGAAUAUAUCUCUCGAAUAUAAACAACCACUCCACCCCCAAAUCUAUUGCGAUCUUUUCGAAUCUCGAGGACUCUUUGUUUUUUUUUAGUCGAGGACUCUUUGUUUUUUGCCCUAUUAGAUAUUUUAAAUUUAUGGAAGGCCUUUUCACUGGAAAAAGUUGCAAAGCUUGUGAAAGUCCAGUUGCUAAGAACAAUAGCGUAUCUUAUUUAUUUACAGAUUAGUUAGGGUAACAUAGGGAUAAAACAAGUAUUAUUUAGUAUUGAUAUUUUUGUGUUCUGGUCAUUUCAGGAGCUACGAUGAUCAGUGAUGAACGUGUUCAGAUUGCGAUGGAAGAACUGCAAGAUUUGAAAGGAGUCUGGAAUGAAUUGUUAAAGAUUUGGGAGAAGAUAGAUGAAAUGAAGGAACAACCUUGGCUCUCUGUACAACCACGUAAAGUAAGACACUUUACAGUUUUUUGUCACUUUCCUGAUGUGCAUGCAUGUAGAUUUUAAUCCUUCAAUAUUUUUUUAAUUCCUUAAAGUUGGCAAAGUUUUGUUACGGGCAAAUUUAAUCCUUUGCAUUGGAUGAACGAUAUCAACUAUUUAUUUUCAUAUUUGCAGAAUUGAUAUUAUAACUGAAAUUAGUUAAACAUUGUAAAUAAUACAUCAGUGGAGUGUUCAAUUAAAGUCAAAUCACUUGCUGAAAACUACCUGGAUGUCACAGCCGUGAAUCAAAAGUAUUACGUAGUAUUUAAAACACAUAGUGUUUUUAUGCAUAUAAUCGGCUCCUGAGAAGCUAUUGUACAUUUCAAAACAAUGCUAUCGUAUUUCUUUUAGUUGCGAGGUUCUCUUGAUGCUCUAUUGAAUCAACUGAAGAAUUUCCCAGCUCGUCUCAAGCAGUAUUCGUCGUAUGAACACGUACAGAGACUAGUCAAGGGUUACAUGAAGGUAAGAAUUUAAAGGCUCAGUGUCACCGCCUGUUGAACGAUGUUAUUUAAUUGCAAAAAAAUUACUGCUGUGCGUGCGCACAUGGUCCAGUUUGGAAACUUUCGUGUAGAAAAUCAAAUAAAGUCAGUAAAUUUUGGCAAUUAAAUAACAUCGUUCAACAUGUUACACUGAGCCUUUAAGAUAUCCAUAAAUCUAGAAAGAGAUUACUCUUUCUACCUUCCCAAUGAGUACUCUUUUUGGGGGGAGGGGUAAUUUUCUUGUCUGGUGUCAGUGGUGUGGAUCUCAUGCGGCACCCAAGAAAAUCUCCUAAUAUAUAUGCUUAAUAGUCUCGAUAAGAAGUGAAACUACCUGCACGACUUGUUGGUAAUGAUUUGGGACAGUAUAGUUACUGGUAAUGGUUAGAUAGAAAGACUUCACUGCUUUUUAUUACCCUCCGACGAAACGUACUAUUUUGGCCCAAAAUAACUGGUCUAUAUGUGAUUCACUUGAGAACGAGGAUUUGAGUAAUUUAAAUUUUAUACUGUAUUUGAGUGUAAUACUCCAUACAAUCAAACUCAAUUCCAAACGAACUUAAUCGCAGUACUAAUAGCCAUUGUAAACGGAUCUAUAUGAUUCUGGUCUUACCGGAUGGCAAUCAUGUAUGUAUAUGAUGUUUCUGUGGUAAGAGAGUGGAAUUGGCAAAGUUGUGUACUGCCAAAUGUAAUUCUAAAUUUAUGUUCUCAGGUCAAUGUCCACAUUGUUGAACUAAAAUCUGAAGCAUUAAAAGAACGUCACUGGAAACAGUUAAUGAAACAACUCCGUGUGAAAUGGGUCCUUAGUGAUCUCACUCUGGGCGCUGUUUGGGACGUGGAUCUUGUCAAGAAUGAGGGCCUUGUGAGAGAUGUGAUUUUGAUUGCUCAAGGUGAAAUGGCCUUGGAGGAAUUCCUUAAACAGGUUUGUCGAAGCGAAGUUAAAGUAAACGUUUUCACGUUUUUACCAAUUUAUAGGAUUGGUUUAUAAAAUGUAACGACCUUCUUCGUAUAGGGUAUAGUAACGAUAAUCCUCAUCGAAUACUUAAUUUUGAAUAACUAUAGAAACAUUCACGAGUUCUUGAAAAACAAGAUAUAAACUUUUCUGUACUGUAUAUAGUGUGACAUUUCGAGUUGUGUCAAUUCAGUUUGAUAAUGAGUUUAAAUUAGAGUCCAAAUACGACCUUGAAAUUUGCGUAUGUUGUACAUUCAUCUAUUAGGAUCAGAUUCCGCCUCUCACCGAACCAAACUUUUAACCACCUCGUUAAAAAGAACAAGUAUAAACUGAAGAAACGAUAUCUUCUAUAAUAUUCACACAAUGUUCACGUUUUCUACUAGGUUCGAGAUGUAUGGCACACCUUUGAACUGGAUUUGAUCAAUUAUCAGAACAAAUGCCGAGUUAUUCGAGGUUGGGAUGAUUUGUUUACUAAAGUCAAGGAGCAUUUGAACAGCGUUACUGCCAUGAAGUUGUCGCCCUAUUACAAGGUAUGGUAUUGUUUAUGAUAUAAUCUUGAACUGUCAGUGUAGGUAGUGCCAAUAAUAUAAACAAGCUUUCGUUGGUAGUGAUGCAUGCAACUACCUGAAAAUAUAAGUAGUGAUUGACCGAUAAUCGGCAUCGGGCUGAUUUUCACCUUAUCAGUAGACAAUCGGAAUCGGUAGAAUUAUCUAUAUUUAAUUCCGAUUGUAUAAAACCGAUUGUUCAGAAAACACGCACUUUAAAAAUUAUAUGCAUUGCAGGUUGAUACACGUUGCGUUUUAACGCAUAUGUUAAAUUAAUGCGUGAAACGUAUCAUUUAUUAACGGUUUUGACGAUCUUUGGUUGCAGUAACAUGUUACGUUGGAAAUUAUCUUUAAAAAAUCGACAUGAAUGACGUCACCUUUACUCGGUCGACUGAUAUUAUGACGUCAUUAUAAAAAAAGUAACGGCAUCGGUAUCUGGCAGAUUGUGGCAUGAAUAAUCGGUAAUUUCCGAUUGUUGCAAUCAUUAAAUAUAAGGACUAGUAACUCCAGACGAAGGACCUUCGCUUGAAACGUCGAAAUUCUCCUUAUAUUUUUCAGGUAGUUGCAUCCCUACCAACGAAAGUUUGUUUAUAUUGUUUAUGAUAAUUGUUGGUUAACUGGAUAUCAGUAAAUAGAAAUAGGAUUAUCGUGUCAUUAACAACAGAACAUCUGAGGUUGUAUGGUCCCGUAGUUUGUCAAUGCUAGUGAGCGAUCUAGCUCUUGUAGGGAAAAAUUACAAUUUAGCAAAGGCAAAACUGCAUGGCUAACAACAGCAAUGACCAAAGAGCAGAAAUCUAAUAAUACAUUUAAUUGAAGUAUAGUAACGACAGCAGUUUGCUGUAUUUCAAACAAAGAGUACGUGCAUGUAGAACUCUGGUAUACCCUCUAUAAGACCUCAGACGUACAGUACUGUGUAUAUACGUACUAUACUUGUGCACUGACCAAGCCAGGAACAUUAAAUAUUACCAUGAUGUUAUCUUGGCAGUACCCAGUGCUAUAUCAAACUGCAGUGCCCACUCUGGGAGACUAGAUAACCACGUCUUACCGGCUGAUAUCAUCUGCAGAUAUUUGUUAUUUAUAUACAUCAUAUAUCUCCUCUUUGUCACCUUUUCUUCUAAUCGCUCGUCUCGCACCCGUUCAAGCAAGGGCAACUUGCUUCAAGUCAAUCCGUGCAAAACCUCUCUUUUUAGAAACUCUUUUUUAACCGAAUUAUCUUUCUAUGGAACAAUAUCUCUCCGAUCAUUUGUAACAGUUCGUCUGUUUCAUCCUUUAAGCUCCAGCUCCAUAUUCACUACUCUUCUCAAUUAGACUCUUCUUGUCGAUGUUAACAGAAUGCGCGCAUGGAAAACCUACUGCUCUAAAUGCAGUUCUUUCAACUUAAGCUGUUGCUCAUAAUCUAACCUAUUAAAUUUUAUAUAGUUUUGUAAAUAGUGUUCUAGUCCUUGUUUUAAUGUAUAUCUACUUAUUGUUUUGUAUCAGGUUGGUCUUCACAUGGGACUCAUGUCCUGUUGACCAUACCUUCAAUCACUGUUAUACUUUUCUAUGAUUGUAAAGUUAAUAAAUAUAUAUCUACCGUUAAUUUAAGGAAAAAUGAAGACGUUUAUAAACAAGACGAUUUGACAUUCAAAGCAAAUUUUGGAAAACUUUUAGGUAUUUGAAGAAGAUGCUCUUCAGUGGGAAGAGAAACUGAACCGUAUUCACGACACAUUUGAUGUAUGGAUUGAUGUUCAACGUCGCUGGGUGUAUCUGGAUGGUAUUUUCAGUGGAAGCGCUGAUAUAAAGACCUUGUUACCUGUAGAGACACAAAGAUUCCAAAGGUAAGUUCAUUUACAAAACGCUAUACGAUAUAUGCUUCUUUAAUUGCCAGACGGCUCUUCCUGUAUUUUGUAAAACAAUAGUCACACACAAUAAUUACAGAGAGAUUUCAUACGCACGUGCGAAAUAGGUUUCUUGCUCUUUCUGGCCUGAAUUUACCAUUCCAAAUGUUGAAACAGGGCAUAAAUUUUCCGAAUACAAGUAGAAUUAAUAAAUAUACAUUGAUAAAUCCAAGUAUAUGCAUGUAUAGGACUAGCAUUUAUCCGUUGACUCACUAGAUCUUUUAUAUAGAUCUUUUAUACUGCAAGUUGUUCUUGACUUACCUUACAUUUUAGUCCAGGGUACAAGUCGCGGCUUAUUUCCGGGGUUUAUUUUUGAUUCUAUCAUUGUGGUUCAAAUCAUUCUUGAUUUUAGCAUGUAAAUUUAUAUAACUGAAAACCAGUCAGUGCUUUAUCAGAAAGUGAAAGAUGUCUCUGUGUAUUUGCAAUUUCUCGAUAAAGUAUUGUGUUUUAUACGUUGUCUUAUUGCCUUGUAGCAUCAGUACGGAAUUUCUGACGUUGAUGAAGAAAGUGUCAAAGUCUCCGCUAGUUAUCGAUGUCCUGAAUAUCCAGGGUGUUCAACGACAGCUGGAACGUCUUGCUGAUCUGUUGGGAAAGAUCCAGAAAGCUUUGGGAGAAUAUUUGGAACGCGAAAGAGCCUCAUUUCCAAGGUACUGUAAUGAUGUUUUAGACAGGUAUUGUGAUCUGCGACUGCGACUGCUGACAGAAGAAGCUGUUUUCAAUUGCAAGCACAUCGUAACGAAAGAAAGAGUAUUUCGUUGUUUGGUAUUGUGAGCACUAGAACAGAAUUGCAUUACAACAUGACAAUACAAACGCUACGGUAUUUUCGAAUAUGCAAAACACACUUUAAAUCCAGUCUCAGUAAAGCUGUCACUCGGACGACUGCUCAGAAAGGCAACUUAUGAUAUACUUUGUGUUUCAGAUUUUAUUUCGUCGGUGAUGAGGAUCUAUUAGAGAUCAUUGGAAAUAGCAAGACCAUUCCAAAACUGCAGAAACAUUUCAAGAAAAUGUUUGCUGGUGUCACGAGUAUUAUCUUGAACGAAGAAGAACAGAUCAUUGCUGGAAUUUCAUCAAAAGAAGGCGAAGAGGUAAAGCUUCCUAUAAAUUUUCACCAAAGUUACUGUAUAUUCGUGACUACAAACACGCUCAUUACAAUAAAUCCGUUUUGAAAUUUUAAACACUUUUAGGUGGCUCAAUACAGUUUUUGAAAUGUGACAAAUCGUGACUUAGAUUUAAUUUUUUGAAGAGAGGUUUCUUGUUAGAAGACAAAAAUUGUACCACAUAUAUUGAACAAUCUUCUAAGAGUUGAAAAUUGUUCACAAAAAUCAUGUCAUAACCGUUGCUAUGGUAACAAUGACGUUUCAAUAUGGCCUACAUUUUACCUUUUAACACAUUUUACUCGAAAAAAGGCCGGUUACCCCCAUUUUUUAUUUCGUGAAACGUUUUCAUUUAGAAAAAUGAAUGAUGUGAACAAGUUUAAAAAAAUUCUGUAGAUCAGAAUUUUUUAAAAAUUAAAAAACGUGAUUUUUCAUGUUAAAUAUUUUUUUGGAUCUACAGAAUUUUUUUAAACUUGUUCACAUCAUUCAUUUUUCUAAUUGAAAACGCUUCACGAAAUAAAAAAAUGGGGGUAACCGGCCUUUUUUCGAGUAAAAUGUGUUAAAAGGUAAAAUGUAGGCCAUGAUAUUGAAACGUCAUUGUUACCAUAGCAACGGUUAUGACAUCAUUUUUGUGAACAAUUUUCAACUCUUAGAAGAUUGUUCUAUAUAUUUGGUACAAUUUUUGUCUUCUAACAAGAAACCUCUCUUCAAAAAAUUAAAUCUAAAUCACAAUUUUGUCAUAUUUCAAAAACUGUAGGGAGCCACCUUAAGAACAUCUUGUGUACAUGUACUUCAUGAAAAUAAAAUUAUGGGCAUAUAUGCAUUUGUCCUUCAAAAUUUGCCAAGAGUUCGACGUGUAUGCUGGGUGAGUAAAAAUCGGGCUAGAUAUGUCUGUGUCGAGGUUAGAUUUUUCAGAACUAAGAAUUUUUUAAAUGUGGAAAAGAUAUUUACCGAAAUGUUCCACAUAUGGUUAUUACAAAUUAUUUAGAAAUCUGGUAAUUUUUACGUCUAAUAAACUGUAAAUAGCAUAACCUGGUAACUGAGUCAGCCGUACAGUAGUCAGAAGUACAGUAAGCCCUAGUCUGAUGAAAAGCAUGACAUGUCGAACCUGGAUUGCUAUUGUUUGUUUUCCGCGACGACACUGUUGUUCCAGCAGGAGCGUCGACUUUUUUCUGCAGUCUUCAGUAAAUUGAGUGUUUUUAAUAAUGUGCUAUUCAAUGUAUACAGGUUACAUUCAAGACGCCAGUAUCACUGAAAGAACAUCCGAAGGUCAAUGAAUGGCUGACUUGUGUUGAGAAAGAAAUGCGUAUGACCUUGGCUAGUCUGUUGGCUGAAGCCAUGAAAGAUGUUAGUCAAUUCCAAUCUGAAAAUAUCGAUUCUCAAAAAUAUCUUGAAUGGGUUGACAAAUACCAGGUAAUUGAAGUAGUCUUCUUUUGUAAAUGAAUCAUAUUAACGAGCCAACGUUAUAAAACAAAUUUGCAAUUCAUCUUCUGCAUUAAAAAUUUGAUCAAGAUGCGGUUUUUACUCUAAAGAUAUAUUACAUUUCUUCAUUUCUUAGUAUGAUCCAAAUAUUUCACAUACAAAAAAUCAAAUUUGGAUUUGAUUUCAUAUUUGGAACUUAAAUGUUAAUCGCAUAAGAUUCCGAUUGUUUCGGUUACACCUUAAAUGUCUGGAAUCAUCGAGUGCACACAAUUGUGUAAAAUGUUGCAGACUCUAUAAAACGCACCAACGUAAUCUAUGUAUCUUUUAACCAAAAGUGAAUGCUUUGCCUUAGGCUCAACUGGUGGUUCUGGCUUGCCAAGUAUCAUGGUCUCAAUACACUGAAGCAGCUCUCGUGAAGGGUGAUCUCCCUUCUGUGCAACAAGUACUCAGGGUUGUUGAAGCGACUUUAAAUGUGCUCGCAGAUUCAGUUCUUCACGAACAACCUGCUGUAAGAAGACGUAAACUGGAGCAUUUGGUAAGCCUAAUUACUUUUGUUUGGAAAUUCUUACUGUUACUCUUACUUUUGAGCUGUGGUGACCGAGUAGGAUAUAUGAUUAACGUUUAGAAUUGUCUACUUGACCGGUCGUACUGAUGAUAUAACUAGGUCACGGGUGUUUAUUCAUGAAUUUAGUUCUUGCACUAUGUACUUAAUCCUGUUUUCCUCUUCUACUGUAUCAAAACAUCCUUUGUUUCAAUGCCAUCAGUUAUGCUCUUAAAAGUUAAAACUCUACGUAAUUCCAUUAUAUGUGUGGAAUAGGAAACCAAUCGUUCGCAAAAUCAUGAUAAUUAUAGGUAGGUACAGGUAUUAUGUAGCUUAAGAUAUGCUUAAUCUAGUACGCGGACGGUACAAAUUCACAGCUGCAGCAACACAGGUAAAAACUGUCGAUUCAAAAUUAUGACAAACGUAACAGUUUUUUGGGUGGUAGCCAGCAGGAAAAAAUCGGCAAUUUAAUGAAAUUGGGAAAUUCAAUUAGCCCGCGACAUAGACCAAUUGCGAAACUUAGUGGCCGCGCCUUCAUACUGCACGAGAACGAGGCUUAUUAUGCAAAAACAAAACAAUUUCUGUAUUUUUAUAUAGCGAAAAGUGAAUUUUAGGGUUUUUAAAGUGUUUUUUCUUGAAUCUCUUUGAUCUUUUCUUAAUAUUUCGUGCUAGGUUAUAUAAAUAUUUGUUAAAUUUAUCUAAACAUCAGUUUCCCACUAUAGUUUUACCCGCUUUGGAGAGAUAUUUCGUUGUUGUUUUAGCAUGUGAUGGAACAAACAUAUGGAAAAGAUCAAUCUAGACUUUAAAAUCUGAUCAAGAUGCAAAUAAAAUAGCCAGUAUAACUUAACAAACUAAAAUAUAACUCUUUCUACCCAGAUUUUUUUAGACUUCGUGCGAAAAAAAAAGAUUUUGUCAAAGGAUAAUAACAUAAAAUUUCUACAAAUUUUGCCCGACAUUUACUUUCAUAUUUUGAAAGUUAAAAUCAAAAACUUACUAUAUUAUAUUACAACUGAAACAAAAUUAAUCAAUGUUACAACUUAUUCUUUGAAAUGUAUUAAUAAACAGACGGAAAAUACCUGAUUCUUUCUCUGGUAUAAUCUGCUUCUUUUUUCGGACGGCGAAAAACAGCAAAACUUUGCCUCGCACGCCGCGAAAAAACAAUGAAAUUUGAAGUAAGACUAAAUCUAUGAACAAGUUUAAUAAAGAUUUACAUAGUCAAAACAGAAAUAUUGAAAAAAAAUGAAGAGAUUACCAUAAAAACCCGUCUCAAACACUGAAAUUCAUUUUUCGCCAUAUGAAAAUAUAGCAGAAUGGUUUGUUUUUGCAUAAUAAGACUCGUUUUCGUGCAGUUUAAGGCGCGGUCACUAAGUUUCGCAAUUGGUCUAUUAGUGGACAUUUCUGUGGUCUGUAUGUUGUUGCAUCUCUGAAGUGGCAUUCUCGUUUCCUAGUGCAAGGCGCUCAUUUGCUGGGCUGAAUUAAAACCUUUGUAGUAAUGAGGACUGCACUAGAUUUCAAGUCCGCACAUGCAAUUUGAUGCGAGUUCUUGAAAUCUAGUUCAGUCCUCAUGGUCGAAUUUGAAAUGACAUCUCACAACGAAUAAAUCACUACUCAAAGUAAGGUGAAUUAAUUUUGAUCCAGUUCAAGGACUGAAUUAAUUUCGAUCCAGUCCUAGGACGGUAACAAUAUACUUCACCAGGUAUCCAGUGUUAUUAUGUGAGCAAAAUAAAGUAAUAUGGUAAUAUUACUCACGCAUUAUUAAUGAUUUGAGAUGUGCAAGUCAACUAACAUUGAUUUCCGUACUAAAAACAGGUAAAAAUAUUUUAGGAUCAUGAUAGUAUCCUUGCAACACUCUUCUGGGUCCUUGAACAAUCUUGUAUUUUUAAUAUUUUUUUAUAAUUGUCAUGUCAUUUUUGGUAGGCCUAAAUUGGGAAAUUGGUAACCUGUCCGCGUACUAGAUCAAGCACAUCUCUAUUUACUAAACAAUUUAAUUGCAUAUAUAUAUAUGUAUAUAUAUAGAUCACUGAGCUUGUUCAUCAACGUGACGUCACACGUAACCUGAUCAACAAUAAAAUCUCAGGAGCGAAAGCAUUUGAUUGGCUGAAAGAAAUGAGGUUUUACUUUGACCCUAAUCAGAAAGACGUUCUCAAGCAAUUAUCAAUCCAAAUGGCGAACGCGAAGUUUAACUAUGGUUUUGAAUACCUUGGUGUACAAGAUAAACUGGUACAAACACCUUUGACAGAUCGAUGUUAUUUAACCAUGACUCAAGCUUUGGAAGGGCGUCUUGGUGGAUCACCGUUCGGUAAGGAAUGACGCAUUUGCAUCUUUAAUCCCUCCAUAUUAUAAACCCAUUGCGAAGAAGUCCCUCAGGACCUGCAAAGUUGUAAGCCACCACUCUUGUGAUGUUGAAUUAUUAAGAUUAUUUCUUUAAUUGGUUGAUUGAUUGAAGACUUCCUAUUACAUCCCAGUUUACUAACCGUAAUACAAUUAAGUUAUUCAAAAUUUAGUCCCUUGUGAUUUAAUUAAUUUUUUGCUCACAGAAAUGGUUUUAUAAAAUAAAAAGAGUGUGUAUGGUAUUGUUUAACUUUAUACAUCUGGUGUUUCAGGUCCUGCUGGUACUGGUAAGACAGAGUCGGUCAAGGCACUGGGUCAUCAACUGGGACGAUUUGUUCUUGUAUUUAACUGUGAUGAAACAUUUGAUUUUCAGGUAGGCUACUGAAUAUUUGCGGUUGAAUCGGUUGUUUCCCGUCACAUGUGCGAAAAUGGAACGUGAAAAGGAAUGGCCGAAUGUUCCUCACACACGAGCAGACCAAGUAUUUGUGUCACAAUUGAAUUUUCGUAAGAAUUUUUUAGCCUUUAAACGUUUCUGCCAUCGCAGUAUACAUACGUCAACAAGCUUUGUGGAUAAGAUCGUGCUAUAAAAAUGAUUUAGACUGCUCCAUGCAUUUAGCCGACCUGUAUAGAGUUUAGCCCACACGACAAGGUUAUAACAUGUGACACACAUUCGCUUGGGCAAUUUAAUUACAAACAAACAAUCAAACAAACUGCAUGCUUAUUUCCAUAAAGUUUAUAACGUAAAACUAAACAGGCCUAUUGCUACUUUUCAUUUUGACUUUACUGCAAAGGCUUGAUAUGAUUUGGUAUUUCUUAAUACGUUACUCAUAUCUAUUUCCUUGCAAUUUUAGGCGAUGGGACGUAUUUUUGUCGGUCUUUGCCAAGUUGGUGCAUGGGGUUGUUUUGAUGAAUUCAAUCGUUUGGAAGAAAGGAUGCUUUCUGCUGUCUCUCAACAGAUUCAAACUAUCCAGGAAGCUUUAAAAGAACACAAGGAUAAUGAUGGUAGGUAUAAAACUGGCUUGAACAAAUGACCUUUGGUUCGGGUGAACAAACACCCUUAAUUCCCCAGUAAUGUCCAGCACUCUUUAGAUAAACCUCUGAUUUUCCACAUUAAGUUUUAUCACAUUUCCCGCUUUUUCAAUAGCGGUUACGUAUAAAAUAAAUUUGUUUUGAGUCGUGUUUUUCCUGUCGAUGUUCAAAGUAGUUCCAUUCAGCUAGGGCACUGUAUCACCAAUAUUUUUAACUGUCCUUUUCUUUAGAUUCCCAUAUUUCUAUCGAGCUUGUGAGCAAACAAGUGAAAGUGAGCCGUGAUAUGGCCAUCUUCAUCACAAUGAACCCUGGUUAUGCCGGACGGUCCAAUCUACCUGACAACUUGAAGAAAUUAUUCCGUAGCCUUGCUAUGACUAGUCCAGACAGACAACUGAUUGCCCAAGUCAUGUUGUAUUCUCAAGGAUUUAGGAUGGCAGAGAAGUUGGCAAGCAAGAUUGUGCCAUUUUUCAAGUAUGAUUUUAUUUGUUGUGUUUUAGUAGUUACCAGUGUUUGUGAAAAUUCCAGACCUUGAAAUCCUUGAAAUUUAUGAAGUUCUUGAAUCUCUAUAUUUUUGACAUAUGUUUUAAAUUUGUAAAGGAUAUAAGUUCAAAUUUGCAGGCAGAAGCUCAGAGAGAGAUAGAGAUUUCACUAAUAGAGAAGUUAGAACAUUGGUUAAUAUACCUUUAGUGGAUUGAAACUGAUUAAGGCCAUAGAUAUCUUAUAUACACUAGAUAGUGCAUCUAAUUAUUCUGCAAUUCAAAAGGAUAUUCCCAUGAAAUGAGAAGAUUCGUAUGUUUUCUAUUUCUUAAACAGGGAACUUAAAGAUUAAGUUAAACCUGUUCCAAAUACAUUUUUAAACUGUUCAAAUGAUGAAAGUUAUUGUUGUUUUUUAAGCGUUUAUUAGCGAGUGUGAACUACCAACAUGGCCGCCAUCUAUUCAAAUGGGGGUAACCGCUGGAAUAUUCUUGGCUUCAAUUUUACUAAAAGAGAUGCACUAUCUAGUGUAUAUAAGAUAUCUAUGAUUAAGGCACAAUUCGAAUAGUUUUACGUGCCUUUUUGCUGAUCUCUACAGUAUAAAGCCUUCUUUUCAGCCCUUUCCGUGGAGUGCGCCAGUGUCAGAGAAAAUCCAACAUUAUAUUAAAAGUAAAAUAGUAAUGCGUGUUUUCCAUACUGUAUAUUAACAACUACUGUAUCUUAACUAUCAAUGAUUAUUUGCUGAUCCAGAUUUGAAGGUAGAGAUAAUGAUAAUUUAUACAGUGAUAUGGUCAACUCGAACCGACUUGACCUCGUACCUCAGUUGGUAGAGCAUUGGACUAGUAUCCCAAAGGUCGUAGGUUCGAUUCCCACCGUGGUCAGGCAAACUUUUCAGCUUGCCCGGUGUGGAUGCACACUCAGAGUAACACCACAAACAUAACAAAAUGGUAUGUUUUCUUACCCUGGGUAAUCGAGUAUAUCCUAUCGUUAACUGAUUAAUGUACGUACGUUAACAGGCUUUGCUUGGAACAACUUUCCAAUCAGUCCCACUACGAUUUUGGACUUCGGGCAUUGAAGAGUGUACUUAUCAGUGCUGGUAAUGUGAAACGAGAGAAAAUCUCCACGAUUAAAGAAGAUCUCAAAGCCAAGGGUGAAGCUGUUGACGAGGCUUCUAUUUCUGAAGGACUGGAUGAACAACAGGUGAGCAAGCAGCGUAACACUCUAACGGGAUAUUUUUGUGAGUAUGUUUAUUAUGUGGUAUGUUUUCAUGUUUAUAAUCUGGCUAAUACGAUUUCACUGUCUCAUUAUAACCAUGCAUCGGCUUUUCCUAGAUUUUGAUUCAAAGUGUAUUCGAGACAGUGGUUCCUAAACUAGUGGCAGAAGACAUUCCGUUAUUAUACAGUCUGUUGUCGGAUGUCUUCCCUGGUGUGAAAUAUGUCGGAGCUGAAAUGAGGGACUUGAAAGAAGAAAUCAAGAAAGUUUGCUCCGAAAUGUAUCUUACAUAUGGAGAGGGUGAAGACGAAGGGAAUGCCUGGGUCGAUAAGGUUUGUUAAUUUUUUGCGUGGAUUUCUAUGGGUAGUGUUUUAAAGGCUGGCCAAUGUGUUAAGCCAGGUUGGCUAUAAAUGGUUGAUGUAAUACAGUAAAACAUCACCUUCGUUUAACCUCGCCACAUGUUACAGUGCUAGCCCAUCGUCAUCUUGCUAAUAUUCAAGAUUGAACAUGAACUCGACCCUAAUACUCCUUUAACGCCCCUGCACGUAUUCGACAAACCGAUAUAACCCUUAUUUAUACCUAGUCCGCUCAGGGAAGCGGGAGCACGAAUAUAAAAUUGCACAUGAGUUAAUUGAUAUCCCAUUUGGUAUAGUAUAAUUAGGUAUAUUUGGCAUAGUUAAUUCAUAGCCCAUUUGGUAUCGGUGUAUGUUUUGAUGUUUUCCUGAUGUUCCGGUGUGUGUACAAGCUCUGGCAAUUAUAAUACUUAUAGAACAUUUAAAUACUAUGAUUUACACAAGAAUUUGUAUUUUCGUGUUAUGAUUUUCAACAUUGUGUACUUCCAGAUUUUGCAACUGUACCAGAUCUCGUUAAUCCACCAUGGUUUGAUGAUGGUCGGACCCAGUGGUAGUGGGAAGAGUUUGGCAUGGAGAGUUCUUCUCAAGGCUCUAGAAAGAUUAGAAGGUGUUGAAGGAAUAGCACAUGUCAUUGACCCUAAGGUACGUGUGUUAUUUUACAACGAGGGAGAAAUAAAUGAAUAACUCGUGACGAUCAUUCACACUUGCAGUCAAUUUCUCUCUCUAGACUAUACUGUACAAUAUGAGUUGGUAAAAGAUUGUUUCUUGUUUUCUGUGUUUACAAAUUGUUACUCGGAGUAUGGGUUUUUCACAUAGAUAUCUUAUAUACACUAGAUAGCACAUCUCUUUUAGUAAAAUUGAAGCCAAGAAUAUUCCAGCGGUUACCCCCAUUUGAAUAGAUGGCGGCCAUGUUGGAGUUUCCUACUCGCUAAUAAACGCUUAAAAACAACAAUAACUUUCAUCAUUUGAAUACUUUGAAAAUGUAUUUGGAAUAGGUUUAACUUGAGCAAUGUUUAAGUUCCCUGUUUAAGAAAUAGAAAACAUACGAGUCUUCUCAUUUCAUGGGAAUAUCCUGAGUCUGCAAUCACUGCUUCAAUUUUUGAAUUGCAGAAUAAUUAGAUGCACUAUCUAGUGUAUAUAAGAUAUCUAUGGUUUUUCUAUAUCAGUCGUGUAUCACAAAACGUAGACACAAAAUUACCAUAGUGCUUGUGCCAAACGAUUUUAAAUAGUUUAUAAAAACUAACUUUUGUUGUAUAUCCUUGAUGUACGGGUAUAGCUAAAUAUUUUAUGUAUUGUACUUCAGGCGAUGUCAAAAGAUGAACUGUAUGGUACUCUAGAUCCAAACACCAGAGAAUGGACUGAUGGUUUAUUCACUCAUUUGUUGCGAAAGUAAGUUACAUAUUCUUUUUGUGUUGUUUAUUUCAAACAUUUGUGUUGUUCAGUCCAAAUAGAAUCAUUGUUUUUAAAAUUCCUAAAUAUCCCAUUCGGAAACCAUGGUCUCUGCAUUAGUGUACCGGCACUCGAUUGAAACACUCACUAGAUACGGCAGUUCUAAUGUGGUUAAACAACUCAUUCUGUUCAGCUCGUAAACUUUCAUAGCUCUUAUAAGCACUCCAUUAACACUUUCAUUGCAACCCUAAUAAUUUAAAUGAAUAUGGGUCUAUUGCAAUGAAUGUUUCAUUAAAUCUAGUAAAUAACCUGUGAGGAAGAGGAAUUUUUCUUCGCCAUUCCCAUCAUGCAUCACACAUCUCCGUCCACUGAUUUAUAUAUGUACAAUAUGUACUCGUAAGUCAUAAUUGACGACUGCGUACCAGUCAGGGGAAGAGACGUUUAUCACAAAAUGCCGAUUUGACCGGGGCGUUUAAUAAAAAAUUGGCAUUUAUUAGGGUAACAUUACUUGGGUUCAAAAAAAAAUUAAUACAUGAAGUAUAUACAAAUCAUCACAAUUUGUAAUUCAUUUUCUCAUUAUUCGUGUAGAAUUAUCGACAAUGUACGAGGAGAGCUUGGUAAACGUCAAUGGAUUAUAUUUGAUGGUGAUGUUGAUCCUGAGUGGGUUGAAAAUCUCAACAGUGUGCUUGAUGACAACAAACUACUGACUCUUCCAAACGGAGAACGAUUGGGAAUCCCACGAAAUGUAUGAUUUAUUUUACCUCUUUAAGUUAGUUAACAAUUUAUUGUACAAUUUGAAUAUUUUCAUACGACAUGUAAUAUGUCACUAAAGUAAUGAAACGUAUCUCUUCAGAGUCCUAACAGGGAAAGAUAUGAAAACGUUUUCUGUACAGUAGAGAGUUGUUAACACUACUGUAUAUGAUGUGUACAUUAAACAGGGUGUAUAGUACUGUUCAGUUAUAGUUUGAAGGGACGUCCAUUUCUGCUGACAAAACACCGGUGCUCACUGCAUGGGGAGUCUCUACCAUGCUUUGAUCAUUUUCAGACGUUACACCACGAGUGUUGUGCCGUCAACCGAAGGAAAAGUUUAAAAUGUGCACAGACUACAAUCAAAAUCACGUUACUUGAAUUUCUCAUUCUGUUGUUUAUAAUUUAGGUGCGUAUAAUGUUCGAAGUUCAAGAUCUACGUUACGCUACAUUGGCAACAGUCAGUCGAUGUGGUAUGGUGUGGUUUAGUGAGGAUAUAGUAUCUACAGAAAUGAUCUUUAGUAACUACCUGACAGAACUUAAGGCUAAGCCUAUUGAGGAGAUUGAAGAGGAUGUUGGUUUGAGAAGACAAACCAAGAAAGGCGAAGAUAGUGCUUUGUCACCAGCAAUGCAGGUACCUGUCAUCUGAUUUAGUUGAAAUACUGUAUCACUUUUUGUAAAAUAAAACAGAUACUGAAGAAAAGCAAUGAGUUUAAUAAUUAUGACAAAUUUCACAAUACAUAGAUAAUUAUGACAAAUUUCACAAUACAUAGCAUUUCGUCUUUUUUACAAAAGCAUAGCCUUUUAAAAUUUUAAUAAUUUUGUUAGUACAUACUUUGAGGUUUAAAAAAUGCUUUUCGCAGGUGUUUGUUUUAUUCUUCUUUAACUGUCGGGUGGUUAUAUAUUGUUACACCUUUUACCACUCUGGAACAAUAGGGGCAGGUUGGAUAUUAAUGAAGAAGGAUGUGAGUGCCACCUUCUCCUAAAACCAUUGCACGUAGCCACUUAGUUUAUAAUUGAAACCUUUUUUGCUUUGCAACGACGUACGUCUGAUUCAUUGUAUUCACUAUAAUAUCACAGAAUAAAGACAAACAGAAAGUCGACUCAGCCAAAAAAGCGUAACCACUGCCACGCCAUGAUUCGUCAUCGAAAUGCUGACGCCAUGUGCCUAGACAGUGCGCUUAUGAAAGGCAUUCCCCCUGCAUGACGUACGUCCGCCAUUUUGAAUAUUAUCAGGGGGGUGAAUGCCUCUCAUAAGCACACUGGCUGGGACCAUGGCGUCAGCAUUUUGAUGACGAAUUAUGGUUACGCCAAAAUGAUAGGAAAAACCAAGAAGUCGGGCUUCUAUAUAGUCUCUAUUCUGUGUUAAUAUGUAUUCUAAUUUGCUCGACGUCAAAAUCGGCGGGUGUCGCUCCGCUAUAGUGCCUUACUGACCUGACAUCCCUAUCUAUAUGACACAACUUUUUUUUCUCAAACUCCUAGGUUCAAAAUGAUGCAGUGAAUAUUGUUGCCGAGCACUUCACGUCUGGUGGCUUGGUCAUGAAAUGUUUGGAAUAUGCGAUGGGACAAGAACACAUCAUGGAUUUCACUCGACUAAGAGCCUUGGGUUCUCUGUUCUCAAUGUUCAAGCAAGCUGUACACAACGUGAUCACAUACAAUCAACAGCAUCCCGACUUCCCAAUGGAGGUAUUGCACCACUAUAAAUAUAUUGGUAAUAAUGUUUGAAUUCAAUUUCUAAUUGAGAGGGUGAUAUAUGGCCUUACUUGGUUUAUAAUAUCAAACAUAUGAUGUCGUAUUCAGUUUCUGGCGGUCUGCAUGCACAACUUCGAAAAAAAGUUAUUUCGCGAUAAUGGUUUUGCCCUGUUGCGAUUUGCUUGUGGUUUUAACUAGUCAUCCAGUUUUGAUUCUUCUCGCAAUGUUCUCGUUGACUGGAAAGAUAUACCCUUAUAAGUAGAUAUUCCCCAGCAGUUAUCAAGUACUUUCAUUGAUCUUUCUUUGCUCGCUCCUUUGCUCAUGAAUUUUGAUCGAUAUUUGGCGACAUAUUAAGUUUUGUCCAGCCGUUUACAUCGAAAUAGUUGAGUUACUUUAAUAUUUUUCGUUUGUUUUGAAAACAUCUUACAGUAUUUAUGGAUAGUUUACGAUUUCUGGCACAAUACGACAAAGAAUAUACUUUAUAACUGCAGUAUACUUUAGUAUACUUUAGUAUAGUAACUAUAGUAUACUUUAUAACUGCAGGUCAGUUGGCCGAAGUGCAAUCGGAUGGCGAUUUAAUAUAAUUAAGCUACAUGCACUUAGCAAUAUAUUUCCUCAUUUGUGAUUAUUCACGUUAAUUUUAUAAUUUCACUGCAGUUUUAAUUUAAAUUCAGUCGUUUAUAGUGGGCUGCCUAUGAUUGAACGUGCUUGGCCUUGGGCCACUUGCAUGUUUAGUGUAUAAUUAAAAUAUACUUUGAGAACAAAUUUCAUUUAAAUUUGUCUCGCUCUCUUGUUUUCCUAGUAUGCAAACUAUUAAUAACAUCCGAAACAGAGGUUUGACUAUAUAUGUUUUUGUUUUGUCUUUCUUUUUUAUAAACAAUAUUUAUUAACUUUGAAACAAAUGAUAGCGAUAUUAAUUCUAUUACAACGAUGUUUCGAUGUUUUUUGUCUUGCGCAUUUAGUAAAAUUGUGCAUGCUUGCGCAAUUAUUUGUUUACGUGACACGAACACGCUAUAAUUAAAGCUAAAUGCGAAUAACCAUGCAAGAAGCAUCAAAACAUCGUUGUAAUAAAAUAAAAUUAAAUUAAUAUCGCUAUCAUUUGUUUCAAAGUUAAUAAAUAUUCUUUAUUAAAAUCUUUUGUGAAUAUUAUUAUAUUAAUUUUAUUUUAUUACAACGACGUUUCGAUGCUUCUUGCAUCAUUUUCAAGUUAAAGAUAAGAAUUAUUCGUAUUUAUAGCUUUAAUUAUAACGGUCCGCGUGUUCGUGUCACGUAAAUAAAUAAUUGCGCAAGCAUGCAAAAUGUUACUAAAUGCGCUAGUCUAAAAAUACUAAAAUAUUAAAAACAUUUAACUAUUUACACAUACAAAACAAGAGACAAACACAACAACAAGAUUAACAAAUUAGUAUUAAACAAAAAGCUUAGAACGUAUCGAGUCCGACUGAGUGUUCAGAGAUGGCGUCAGUUUCCUAAUAUCCAUAUAAAGCAUCUCGCAGAGAAGGCACUCGUAAAAAUAUAUGUAAAAUUAUAUGGGCUAUCUGUAGGGUGAGUUUCCCUGAAUCAAUAAAUACAUAUAGUUUGCUAUUUAUAUGAGAUAUCCAGCAUGUGCCUGCAACAGCUUUCAUGAUAAAUUGUAAUUUUAAUUGUCCAACUUGUAUUGCAUUAAUCAUUAUAGACAAACUUUAAUUUGUGAAUAUAUAUAUAAAUAUCGAAUGAACUUUUUAUGCCUUUUUAUGCCUUUGCAAAACUGUAGAAAAGCAAGGCCAACCUUGAACCUUCAACCUGCGGCCAGAAUUACAUCUUUUCAUAUCCUGUCAUUACUAAAAACGCGGCAGGUGCGAGAAAAACAAUGCAGAUAAAAGCCAAAUGACCGCGAAAAGGACUUAGCUGCACUUAGUUAGAAACUUUACAGUAAUUUUGAGCAAUAUCAAUUAAGAGAGCCGCAGAAUGUCCAUUUCAAUAUCUGCUGUCUAUACUUGUUCAAUUCUUCACAAGAAUUAGUCGCUCAAUAAUGGAGCUCCGCUAUUUUAUUAGCCUGAUAUUCAUAUUUGCCUUGAAUGUAUUGUUCUUUUUCUCAGGAAUAUGUUUAAAUUCCGUGGUCAUACUCAGUGUCUGGAGAUCUGCACAACUUCGAAAGAAAUUAUGUUAUUUCAUGAUAAUGGUUUUGUCCUGUUUCGACUUGCUUGUGGUUUUAUCCAGUCAUCCAUAUACGGCUCGUAUCGCGAUGUUAUGGUUGACUGGAAAGUUGGAUGUAUACCCUAGCGGGGUGGAUAUUCCCACAUGGAUAACAAAUAUCUUCAUCGCUUUUUCUUUACUCGUUCUUUUGGUGAUGAAUUUUGAUCGAUAUUUGGCGACAUAUUAUCCUAUCUUUCAUCGAACAUCGGUAACAAAGGGAAGACUUUUAACUCUUCUUGCAAUACUCAUUAUUGUUUUCCUUACUUUCGCACUGAUGGCUGCAAACGACUUUUUUAUUUCCUAUGAAGUUGGUGUUAUAACGUUUUUUAUUAUUGUCUUUCCUCCAAUGGUGUUCGUCAACUACAAAUUGUUCACAAUUGCAAGGAAAAGUCGUAGAAUAUCUCCCGAGAUGAAAAAAUCGUUUUCUUUGAAAAAUAUAUCGAGUUGCUUGCUAGCAGUCGCUUGUUUUGUGGUGCUGCUAUCCAUUCCAGUGUUUGUCUUCCUUGGGCUAAAAAUUGGGCUGAAAGAGAACGAACUUACUUUGAAUAAUGCAAACGUUGCAGGACUCUGGUCUCACACUAUAGUCUCGAUGAAUGGUACAUUUAACUGCUUAAUCUUUUACUGGAAAAACAAGAUUUUGAGCACCGAGGGAAUGAAAAUUAUUAAAAGCCUGAAAGUAUGUCGAAGAACGAAGAGUCCAAUUCUAAUCUGAUGAAAGAAGAACCAAGCAAAAUAUAUUGGAGAGGAAUAUGCACAUAUUGUUAGCACUGAUGAAGAUCCGGACUCACGUAUCGAAAGCUUUGCAGUAAUAAAUUUACGUGGUGUUUCCACAAACAAAGUAUCAUAUGUUUUAUCACCAUGCAAUCCUGCAGAGAACUUAUUUUGGAGUUUGAACUAUAAACAAGUAAUAAAAAACCCAUAAAUUUUUAAAAUGUGACAACAGUAAAACUAUAAGUAUAUGGAAUUGCCAUCCGCCAGCAGCUGCAUGCCUCUAACACGAGACAGCUGAAAUAUUCUUUCUUUAAAAUGAAAAGUGUUGAAGCUGAAGGCCGCAAGGUUUCUUCGAGUACUUUAAAACAUAAACAGCAUAAAUGAAUGUUGUUUAUUGGUGCGGCACAGACCCCGGAAUGAACAGUGUAGAACCGAUGUCGAAAACAGUAAUGAUGAGCGUGGUUGAAAGUGCAACUAUACUUAAUUGAGAACAAACUUCGACCGCCUCGUUGUCAGAGUUUGUUCUUUUUGAAGAAUAAAGCUUAGGUGCCCUUCUGUAAUAACUGUAAUGGAGCAAUAAAGAUAUGCUGUACCUAUAUAUCGAUAUCGGUUUAGAAUUGAUAAAGCUAUAUCUAUAUUAUAUAAAUAAUUUUAGUCUACUGUAGCUUAGGUUUUUUGUUGUAUAGUGAUACUGAACUAAAAUAACAUGGUUAUAAUUUGGUCAUUCAGGAGAAAUGGUUUAAUCAAGUAUAGCUAAUGUUAGAUGUAUAUAGUUUUUUUAUGAGCACUAGUCUAGCAUACGAUCUGAAUAUGCUUUACUUUAUAAUCAAAUUAAAACUGUGCACAUUUAUGUUAAUGGUUUGUGUACUGUUGCGAUUUGCUUGUGGUUUUCACUAACAAUCCAAUGACGGCUCUUCUCGCGAUGUUGCGGUUGAACGGAAAUGCAUACUCUUAUCGUUGGCUGUAUAUCCCCUUACAUAUAGCAUCUUUUUUCUUUGCUCACUCUUUUGGUCAUGAAUUUUGAUCGCCAUCUUAUCCUAUCUUUCACAACGGUUAUCGAAGGAAAAACUUUUAAUUCUUACAAUACUAACUAUCGGGGAGGUAACUCUGCUGCUGAUAUCUAAUGCAAACGUUCUUUCCUAUUCCGAAGCGAAGGCGAGGUGAUUAUCGAUGAAUAAAAACCGAGACGAAGUCGAGGUUUUUAUUCACGAUAAUCACCGAGCCUCAGGUGAUUAAUUGUUUUAGUAUAAUUUGAUAGGUGAUUAUUUGGAAUAAAAAAUACAUAUUUCUUCGUCAUUUAAUUGACAAAACGACUUCUGCCGCCAUUUUGAAAAUCGCUUAGGUGAUUAUCGGGUUAUAAUCACCUCAACGGCAACCAAUCAGCGUGGAGAAUUUUCAAUAAUCACCUAUGACUAUGUAAUUAUACUAAGUUGUUAUUCUGUUCACAAUCGCCAGAAAAAGUCGUAGAAACAAGGGAAUACCACCCGAUAUGAAAAUGCCGUUUUUUUAAAAAAUAUAUCUAGCUGCUUGUUCAGUGAUCGUCUACAUUGGACUAUCAAUAAACUUGAAGGCCCUUUGUUGGGAUGUUAGCAGCGUGGGUCGGGUUAUAGCCCCCCCCCCCCCCUUCUGGUAGUCCCCCAGUCAAGAACUACUGGGAAAAUAAGCCCCCAGGGGUCUAACUAGAGAAAAUACGGUAUGUAAGGAGCCGGAGCGACUUUCCUGAAGAGUCGCAGAAUUAUAAUUUCACAAGAAACUAUCCAGCUUAAUAUGCAAUAACACGUUGCGUGUGUUGCCACGAACGUUGCCUUUGACACUCAAAAAACAAUUACCCCCAUUGCUUGUCAAGAAUCUACAACAACAUCACAACCUUAAUUGAUUUUCCAGCGUGAUCAACUAGAGAAAUACCUACCUCGCUAUUUGGUCUACAGUUUACUGUGGUCAUUCUCUGGAGACUCCAAGAUGAAGUACCGUGAAGAACUUGGUAAAAUGGUCCAGAAGAUAACGACCAUCCCAUUGCCAAACACAUCUGUUAUGCCACUUAUUGAUUACGAGGUAUAUUAUUGUUUUAUGGGUGUAUGAUAUUUGCAGCUUUUUACCAUAUUUUGGACCUAAUCUAAAGGAUUAUUUUCUCAAAAAUAUUGGUUUACCAAAAGGACAUGAUUUUUCAAACCCAACAAAAUUUCCAAAAUAUGCAAAGAUUUCGUCAGGCUUGUCUAGAACUUUAUCGCUACCUUGAUAAUUUCAAAGUUUAACUCCUGCUUAAAAUUUAUAAAGAACUACGAUUAGCCUGGGUUUGCUGAAAUAGUUGGUUUUUGACUAGACAUUAGUAUAUAUUAUACAUUCAUUAAUAUAAAUAUAGUUCUUAAAAUGUUCAUUAACCGCACGAUUUCGUGUAUGUUUCUAACGAUUUCCAGGUUACCAUCCAAGGAGAAUGGGUUCCAUGGCAAUCAAAAGUUCCCAACAUUGAAGUAGAGACUCACAAAGUUGCUGCUCCUGACGUUGUUAUUCCAACAGUUGAUACAGUACGACAUGAAGUAUUGCUGUACACUUGGUUAGCUGAACAUAAACCGCUGGUUCUGUGCGGGCCACCAGGAAGUGGGAAAACAAUGACGCUGUUCUGUUCGUUGCGGUCUUUACCUGAUAUGGAGGUUUGUUAAUAGGUUUAACAAAAAUUAAUACAUAAUGUUACGCAUAUUAAUUGUACUAUAUACAUAAUGAUGAUAAACGUGAGAAGUAAUGUAAAAUCAUAUUUCCGAAAUAAAAUCGUAACAUAACAUAAAACCGUAUUUCGAAAAUAUGUAUUGUUAAGGCUUGUACUUUCUUUCAACAAAGUUAGUUUGACCAUGCAUGUGAAGCAAAAAUUUGAAGACGAGUUACGCGCUACUUUCGAGAGAAAAAAGUCGUCUGUACACCCAAGGGGAGCGAUUAGACUUCAGACGUUUUGCAAUACGAUGUACUAUUUUACAUUUUUACAUAUUUCCAGAAUACAGCCCUUCCUGAACCAGGCUGGGUAGACAAUGCUUUAGUGCCAUUGCCCAUAUCGUUGCAAAACACUUUUGAUAUGACAAAAAUGUCAUUAACAGUGUCCAAAAAACGAUACGGUAAUGAUUUUCGUACUGUUUAACUAAACAUCUUAAUCGAAGUAACGGACUUGAAUUGAACAGAAUUUUGCUCAUUUUAAUUUAGGUGGUAGGUUUGAAUUUCUCCAGCGCUACAACACCAGAAUUGUUACUCAAGACAUUUGAUCAUUACUGUGAAUACAGAAGAACACCCAAUGGAGUCGUUAUGGCGCCUGUACAACUUGGAAAAUGGCUCGUGUUGUUCUGUGAUGAAAUCAAUUUACCAGAUAUGGAUAACUACGGUAUUGUCUUUACGUUUUUGCAGAUACAGUAUGUAAAACAUUCUACUUCCAAAUAAAACUCUUUUUUGCUUAAGCAUAUCGCAUUAAUAUCGUUUUGUGCCUGCAUCAUUUUUAGGUUUGUAUGGUAGUUAUUGUUAAAAAAUUCAUCUCACUCGAUUCAGUAAUAGUUGAAGGGUGUUGUUGAUGGAAAUUAUCGAGUGGAAAUUAUACAUUUUAUUAGACCUGACCAGCAACAGCUGCGAAAAAUGCAAGUAUAGGUCUCUGGCAGGAAUCGAACUAGCGGCCCUGCGGUGCAGCGCUCUAUACUUAUUUAUUAUAUACACAAGGUCUGGAUAUGAGGUAUUCUGCAAUCUGAUUGGUUCUCUACCAGCACGAUAUAACCAAUGAUAUUAGCUCAUAUCCUGCUAGUAGAGAAAAACAAAAUGGCGGCUCAAACUGAAUUUCCGACGUUUUUCGAAUGAGAAAACGGCAAGUUGUUCGCUUUUUAUAGCCUUUACAGGAUUAAAAACACAAUGAAAAAACUCCUACCAAUUGUUUACAGGUUAGCAAAUUAAUUUUUAAAAUUUAAAAAGGUUGAAAAUAUAUAUUUUUCAUAAAAUAUCGGCCAAAAGAGCGAAGCUAAAAACAUAAACAAAAUAGAAAAAUAUUGAAAAUAUCCGAAAAGCAAAGUCUAUGAAUUCAGACCUUGUGUAUAUAAUAAAACAGUUAUUCCACUCACUCUCAUCGAAUAUGAGCGAUAGCCGAUUCGGCGCUACGCGCCCCUCAUCGGUUAUCAGCUCAUAUUCGACUCGAGUUCGUAGAAUAACUGUUAAAUAUACAUGAACUUGUGGUUAGAGCUCGACAACUGGCUUCUGUAGCUCAGUUGGUUACAGUGCUGCACCGGAAUGGCAGGGCCGCAGGUUUGAUUCCUGCCAAUGUCCUAUAUAGUUGCAUUUUUCGAAGCUGUUCCUGGUCAGGUCUAAUAAAAAUGUUUAUAAAUUUUCAUGUAAUAAAUUUUACUAUUUUAAAAUGUGCCUUAUAAGUUCAAAAGGUGCCUGCGCGGAUUUUAAUGAUAUCAGCAACAUUAAUACAGCAAUUUGCAACGAUACAUAUGAAUAUAUUGUUUCCAAUCCUUUGCUGUUAGGCACUCAGAGGGUGAUUUCAUUCCUGCGACAAAUGGUGGAACACAACGGCUUCUAUCGUUCAGUCGAUCAAGCCUGGGUGAAGUUGGAGAGAAUUCAGUUUGUUGGGGCUUGUAAUCCUCCUACUGAUCCGGGCAGAAAACCGCUCACUCACAGGUACCUGUUCAUUUUGUUCACGUAAACUGCUAUGGUCCUUUGUGUUGGUUGUAUAACGUACGCACGGUGGCGAGGUUUACCAUGCAAGUGGAUUACGCAUUGCAUCAGUCUGCACAGACUGAUGCAGUGCGUAAUCAACUUUGAAGUCAAGUGAAAUUUCACUGUUGACAGUGUUAUUGAAAUCUCGUAUACAUUGGCAAAAUGUUAGAAAACAUAUGCAUCAAGGUCCAGUUGGAGCUUGUUACUUGUUUUGUCACAUCGAAUAACUGUAAAAUAGAUAGACUCAUUUCUAAGCUUUAUUAAACUGUCAUUAAGAGAUUAGAAUGUUUUCAUGACUAACUAGACAACUGGGUUUUUAGUACAUUUGGCUACGUUUUCCUGGAAAAAAAUGACGUAUGUGACAAAGGUUGUCUUUUGUGUCGUAUCUCGAUUCCACCAAUUGCCCUGUCUCCCCGUCUCCACAGUGAACAAAUAAUGCGUGUCUUUACACGUGUUUGAUAUUCUGUCUAGAUUUUUACGUUAUGUCCCUGUUGUGUACGUGGACUAUCCUGGUGCAAUAUCUCUCACGCAAAUUUAUGGCACUUUCAACCGUGCAAUGCUGAGGUUGAUUCCAUCUUUGAGAAGCUCUGCCCAACAGCUUACAGACGCUAUGGUGGAAUUUUAUACAAUGUCGCAGGUACUGUCGAACGUUUACUGGACAUUUAAAUAUUACAGUUAGUUGACAUGUGAUUACAGGCUUCUGUGACAAUUUAGUGAUCAAUGAUUGCCAUUCGUUCUGUAGAAAGACAAUUUCUAUUAUGCAUGGUUUGUUUUUUAUUGACGCGUCAGGCAAUCACUGGCAAUUUUAUACGUUUUUAAAAGCGCUGCUGUUAUGUCUAAUUCCACUUAUUCGCAUCGGUGAGGGAAAGAAAAAUUGCCGACAAAGUUGCAUAAACCAGGUUUUAAUUAUUUAUGUCUACCGUACUUUGCUACUUUCCUUCCAGGAACGAUUCACUCAAGAUAUGCAGCCCCACUACAUCUACAGUCCUCGUGAAAUGACUCGCUGGGUUCGUGGUAUCGUUGAAGCUUUACGACCGCUGGAGACUCUGUCAGUUGAAGGAUUGGUCAGACUGUGGGCUCAUGAAGCACUACGUCUCUUCCAAGACAGGUACGUUAUGAACUAUUCAAUAGGGAGAUUAAGCAAGCGACGUUUUUGUCAACACGGACGUUGGAUUGCCGAGGGGGGGGGGGAUUAAAAACUGUGUUUGUAUCAGUUAGUGGUAAUCUUCAACACAUCUGACAAAACAUAAGAUUUUUAAAGUUUUUUGCUUCCUUACACGAACGCUAUGAUGCAAAAUGCCGCCAUAAUUAGUCCUACCAAUUUUCGGGUGACGUCCGUGUUGACAAAAACGUCGCUUGCUUAAGCUCACUAAUAUUUGCGUGAGUACCUUAAUCACAUACGUUAGAAGGAGAAACAAAGCAACAACUUUCCCGGUGUAAAAUGGUUGUAAAAUCUGGCUAUUCAUCUGGUGGUGCUCUUUGGGAGCAUCUAUAUUAAGUUUGUACUUUGUAGCAGAAUGCAUAUAAAGUCAAGAUAAGAAUAUUGUUCAAUAAUAACUAGCUUACGAAUUCAAGUUAUGUACAAAAUCUAAUAAAUAUACUGUAUAAUAUAGUGGUUAGUAUGUGUCUUCGAAGUCUCACUACGUGGUUGUUUAAGUCAUUUUGCCUCAGUGGCACGAUUGCUUCUAGGUUGACAAUUCCCCGAUUUCCUUUCUAAUAGCACUGCUGUUAUAUCCUAUUUAAUACAUAUGGUUCGACUUCUGGAUUUACAGUGUGUACUAAAUAAUGUACGGUUAUUUGUUUAAUCAUGUGGUAAACCAGUUAUCAUAAAACAUCAAAGAAAAAUACAAAAUUCGUCACAUUGUUGUCUUAAUCCUUUUGAGUUUUGUCUGUUAAGUAGAGGCUAUUCCUAAAACUGAGGCAAUGUUUUGUUGUAAGGUUGGUGACGGAUGAAGAACGCAAAUGGACAGAAGAUAAUAUUGAUGCGGUAGCAAAGAAAUAUUUUCCAACCGUCGACCACGAGACUGCAUUGAAGAGACCCAUAUUGUACAGCAACUGGCUUACUAAGGACUACACACCUGUGGAACAAGAGGAGUUACGAGAAUUUGUGAAAGCCCGUUUGAAGGUAAUAUGCUGUAGGUUGCUCCUAAUUUAGCAUCGUGUAUAAACCAAACAUCUUAAGACUGCUAGCGAUGCAUUUCAUGUGGAAUUUUGAAGUCUCUGGAAAUAUGGUUUGGGACAAAAUAUGUAUAUCUGUGCUUAUUCUAUAUUAAUCCUAUCGAUAUUCGCGACAGGAAUAUUUUACAAUUAAUCAAGUACGCCCAUGGACAUUUUCUUACCUAAACUGUAUCGUUAAUUAUUUUGUUGUACAGCAUUAAAGUUUAUCAGACUAUGAUAAAACAUAAUAAUGUGGUCUGCUAGAACCAGUAUCUAUGUUGUGUGUAGGUGUUUUACGAAGAAGAACUGGACGUCCCUCUUGUGUUGUUUAACGAAGUUCUCGACCACGUCUUGAGAAUUGACAGAAUUUUCAAACAACCACAGGUCAGCUCACGUCCUUGAUAAAUAUUUUAUUUCUAUAGUGUAACUAUAGGUACCUUUUUUGAAAACGAAGUUGUUCGUUCCUUCUCUUGAAAUGAACCUAUAAAUAAAUCGUAAUUGCCUUCAUAAGGGGAGGGAGAUGAGCGAGGGGUGCGUAGCGCCGCCCAGCAAGCUGCAGCAGGAGCCUGCAUGGGCCAUAGGUGCUAAUGGGGUAACCCCCAGGAAAUUUUGGUCUUAUUUAGUUUAAAAUUCUUAUUCAAUCACACUACUGCCAUUUAGUCCGAUGGGCAUUUAAAUUUCGGGGGUUCAAAUUUCUCUAGGUGGGGUGGGAAAACUUUCUGAGGGGAUGGAAAAAAUUUGAGAGUGUGCACCCCCCUGCACCCAAAGAAAACCCGUCAAUAUUGUCUUGUUUAGCAACCGAAAUUGAAUAUUUGUAACUAUUUUAGGGCCAUUUGCUAUUGAUUGGUGUCAGUGGGGCAGGCAAGACCACUCUUUCUCGUUUUGUGGCUUGGAUGAAUGGAUUGAGUGUUUUCCAGAUCAAGGUAAGCGCACAAAUGAAAUUUUCCUAUUGGGGACAAAGCAAAAUAAAAACAUUUUCAAGCAAUAAAACUACUCGUUUAAGCGCCGCGGUGCUCUUUAAUUUUUUAGUGUUACGAAUGCGGCGCUUGUUCGAGGGCUGCGCUCUUUAUAAAAUAUUUUAUUUGUAAGCGAUAACAAAAAAUAUUAGCAACAACGUAUAACAUAAAAACACUAAAAUGCAGGAAAAAGAGAGUUCCGAGGUUUGUUAAAGAUUGCAACCUCGUACCCAGGGCAUUUUGCCUCCGCGGUUGGGCGUCACCAUAGAUAUCUUAUAUACACUAGAUAGUGUAUCUAAUUAUUCUGCAAUUCAAAAAUUGAAGCCGUGAUUGCAGUCUCAGGUCGUUCCCAUGAAAUGAGAAGAUUCGUAUGUUUUCUAUUUCUUAAACAGGGAACUUAAACAUUAAGUUAACCGUAUUCCAAAUACGUUUUUAAACUAUUCAAAUAAUGAAAGUUAUUGUUGUUUUUAAGCGUUUAUUAGCAAGUGGGAACGACCAACAUUGCGGCCACCUAUUCAAAUGGGGGUAACCGCUGGAAUAUUCUUGGCUUCAAUUUUACUAAAAGAGAUGCGCUAUCUAGUGUAUAUCAGAUAUCUAUGGGCGUCAUGAACAUUUUUUCAGUGAUCCGAUGUUGUAAAUAAUACAAAAUGAAAAUAGGACAUAUAUAGUAGGUAUAUAUGACAAUGUUGCCAGGAACCUGUAUUAGCAGGAGUAGUUACAGUGAGAGGUACUGAUCUAUUAUAUACUGUAUUAGUUGUGAGUGUUGCUUAAAUAGUAGAAAAAAAUAGAAAAAGGCCUGCACUGGAACCUGACGGCUUAGAUGACUUAUUCUUUUUCUUAAAUUUCUUUCUACUUUCUUUCGGACAUUUUUGUUACUCGCUUGGUGAAACUUAGAAUUACAGAGCAAAAGAAGAAGGACGAAAGCAUUCAAUAGUAUUUUGUUCUUUUUUAAAUAGAUUCAUCGCAAGUACACGUACAUCGAAUUUGAUGAGGAUUUGAGAAAUGUUCUGCGAAGAUCGGGAUGCAAGAAUGAGAAGAUUGUGUUUAUUUUAGACGAGUCUAACAUGCUUGAGUCAAGUUUCUUGGAAAGAAUGAACACCUUGUUGGCAAAUGGAGAAGUAAGCUCAAAGCAAUUUUAAGAAAUUAUGAUUGAGAGAAGGCCAACAUUGUCUUAAAUCAAACAAAUGAAGAUUUUAGUCGGACCAAAAAAGUGAAAUAUGAUUCAAUCUUCAAGAUAGAAUUCUUCAUUCCAAAAGAUAGAAACAACCACAAUAGUCCACUACAAUUAAUCAAUUUUAAUAAACUAUGAACUAUUAUUUUAAUCAAGGGAAAACCUUCAGAGAAGAAUGUACAGUUGUACGAGUACCCUAGAAUACUAGAUCGAUUUUUUGAGACCAUCCAAUAAUCAGAACCAUCUAGACCCAAUUCCGCCCCGAAUUCGUGGAUUCCAGUGACAUUGUAUUAUGUUGAAACCUCGAAUGACCCAAUAGGAGAACAAUUUUCACCCCAUUGAAUUAUCAGAACCAAUGUCGAGUAUACUAUUUCUGAGUCGUAUUUACGUAGCUACGUUAGUGAGUUAAAAAGACACAUUUCGUCACAUGUAAAACAAGUUUUUGCGUUCAAAUAUUUUUCUCCAGUUUCUUAACACAUGCGCAUGAUCGUUUGUGUCUUUCAGGUUCCGGGAUUGUUCGAAGGAGACGAGUAUACUACUUUAAUGACCCAGUGUAAGGAGGGUUCGCAACGUGAUGGUCUAAUGUUGGAUUCCAGUGAAGAGUUGUACAAAUGGUUUACAGAACAGGUAAGAAUUGAGCUAUACUGUAUCACGUAUUAGUAUUGUGAUAAAUCACAUGGUAGAUUAAACUAUACAAUGGUUAAGAAUUAGCAUUACGGGUGAAGCUAAAUUUCUUUUCCAAUGCCAAUUUCCGCUACUUGGCAAAAUCUCUAAAUAUCUGUUGUUCCUCAAUUGUAGAAACAAUAUCAUAUGGUAACUUGCCAAUGUUUAAUACUUUUUGUUUGUGGAAACACCACGUAAAUUUAUUACUGCAAAACAUUCGAUCCGUAAGCCCGGAUCUUCAUCAGUGCUAAUAAUACGACAUAGUAUUACGAGUACUGUUAAUCCCUAAUUGUACGAACAACAUCGCAUAAUUACUUUGUUUAUUAUUAGCAUGACAAAAUUGGAUACUUCUCAAUGUCAACAUCAUAUUCUCUCGCCCAAAGCCCAGUCCUGCCAGACUUUCAACCAAAAUUUGGUGCUUUUGUUCGUAUUUUCAUUUGGUUCUUUUGUUAAAGCAAAAUUUGGUGCUUUUGUUCGUAUUUUCAUCUAGUUCCUCUAGGGCAAUUUCAUUUCACAUUUGUGUUUAAAAUACCUUUCCGCCAUUUUGUUUGUUUUGUGAAAAUCAUUAAUUGUACUGCAGUACAAUCAAUGAAAUAAUUGUACUCCUCUCAACCAAUCAGCAUCCAGUAAUUUUGUCAUGCUAAUAAUAAAGCUCCUAAUUAUGAUGUCGGAAGUUCUUUCUAGAAAUUACUAACAAAAACGUCAGUAUGCUGUAAACACACCGAAUAUAAUGAGUAUUUGAAACCUUUCACCAGGCAUUUGUAACACCAUUAAAAAAGAAAGUUAAAUGUUGCUAAGCCCGAGUGGUAUUGUGAAUAUUUUGUUUCCUUUAAAUAUUUUUCCUAUUCAAGCAUUGAUGUCAUACUUUGAUUAUGAAAAGAAAUGUCUUCAGCCAAUCUAAAACGAAUACAAGUGACUAAAAUUAUAUUAGUGGGACUGCCUCCUCCGCAGGCCCUUCGUUGGACACAGUGCAGUGCAAUCUAUACAGAUCAGUAGCUGUGAUAAGUUGCCGAGCAAUGCUUAGUGGGAGAACAUAACUGAGUUAUAGGAUCGUAAAUUAAACACCAGAAUGUUUAUGCUUGAGCGUUCACUACUUUCGUAACAAUAACAUAACAUUGACUUUGCUCACUUAUAAAAUGUGCAUAUAAAAAUAAGCAAUAAAUCUGAAAUAAUGAAUAUUCAAGUCGCAAGUAGGCCACAUAGGUAAUUUAAUCAUUGCGUGUCAAGACAAACAAAAUAUAUUGAAAAUUUGCCCAAAACCUUUUAUUACAUUAGCCUGUCACAAAAAAUAUAUUUCUGUCAAUCAGCUGGUUUAAAUUGUGGGGAUUGAAAUUAUUCAUUAGACAAUAAACUUAAUUACUAUUUGUAUAAUUGCUACUCAGAUGAAAUAAGGCCUAUAGCUAACUAUGACACGCGUAGGACCUAACAACGUUUGUAAUGUUUAUAAGUUGAAUAGUAGCCUAUUUUAGAGUGUUGAUAUAUUUCUGCAUAUAUUACACAAAAGACAACCUAGUAUCCAGGCUAUUUCAUUUCGAUUAUCAUGGCUUGGUCCCAAGAGCCGCGACCAAAUGGAACCUAUAUGAUUUGAAGACAAUUACGAUUUGUGUCACAGCAGUUCAGGAUCAAAACCCAUUCAAAAACAAACUGAAUCUGCUCCCGAAUAAUCCCCCUCGUCAUGUUUUUUUACACAACUUCAUUCAACACAAUGACGUCAAGUCAUUUUGCGGCCAAUGAUAAACUAAGCUUUGAUUUCAGACAUAUUUUCGCUUGCUGCAUGCUCUGGAUUAAGUAAAUGAAUGUAUUCCCCGGUCGACGUACGUUCAUGACCCAAUGUUUCGACCCCCGACUAGUGUCUUCAUCAGGUUAAUCCAGGGUUAAUCCAACACACUGGGAGGAAUGACGUCAUCGGCCAACAAGGUGGGAGAUCGCUACAGUUGUUUUGGUUCAAAACAUGAUUCAUGCUUAUAGUAAUUUUGCAAUGACGUUGUGAUCGGCAAAGGUGAUUUCACCUUUUCUACAAUGGGAACUGCCAGCCAGUCGAUUUUCGCUUAUUUAACCCUGUGCCAAAUUGUUGUUUUGCCUGAUAAUUGCAAAAGAAACAUUUCUUGUUAAGGAAGAGGACAUCUACUAUAUAAUUAUUAUGUCCCUGCUUAUAUACAAAUCAUUGAGGGCGUUUAUAUGAGUUAAAACUAUGAUGGAACAGCUGCUCGCAACGCUGGUUGCAGCUGGUCUACUAGAUUGGGUUUCCUAAAUUAUAAAAGUUAAGUCAACGGUUGCUGUUCUUUCAAUCGGAACAAUUUUUGGCGUCUCGAGAUUUUGGUGCAAAAAUCAUUGGAGAAUGAACAUUGCUUUCAAUGCAUCCAGAGUAAUUCCAAGUACUUCACAUGGAUAUGGCUAUAAGUCAGCUAUUACAUUUGUUAUAACAUUUGGAAUUAUUGGUAACAUUCUUGUUAUUUUAUCCAUUUUAUUAAGGCAGAGACGACUUCUCAAAAAUAAAUUCUAUUAUCUUGUUUUCCAUGUGACAAUUUGCGACCUUAGCUAUCUGUUGCUUUCUGUCUUCUACGUUUAUGUUAUUUUGGCUGGUAAAGAGCUAAACUACCAAAGUCGUUCAGUUUGUAUAGCGUUUCGGUUUUUUCGCGAACUCUUUCUUAUCUUUGGAGCAUAUUUCCUGUUGGUUAUAUCAAUAAUUCGUUACCGCGCUGUUCUUCAUCCAUUGACACCAUCCGUUUCAUAUGGACGCUUGAAAGUUCUUUCUUGCUUUGUGUAUAUAUUAUCAUUGCUCAUCUCCUGCCCAAUAAUUUAUUUCUGUGUCAACGAGUAUCCGUCGAGCGUUUCACAAGCUUAUGAAAUCAUGGUCCAAUGUGUGAUGACCUUUAUUUGGUAUUUUCUUCCUGUAACAAUUAUGGCUGUUAUUUAUUGGAAGAUAUGUCGAGAGUUGAUAAAGCAAAAUAAUGUCAUGAAAUCCACGAACUCAAGUCCAACUAAUUGCGGAAAGUUGAAGAGGCUGGUGCAUCAUCGAAAUUGGCGAACAUUUCUAGUGUCUUUAGCUACUGUCGUUUGUUUUGCCGUCGCUGGAUUGCCCAGGCAUGUUGUAGGUUUUUUGUUCGCUACAGAUUUAGACAGUCAUCGUUUACAUCUGUUGUUGGAUUGUGGUUGGGUGAUACAAGCGGCCGGAACAUGCGCAAUCAAUCCUUUGGUCUAUGGAAUACUGGACAAAAAAUUGUUGUUGUCAUUUUUCAAACUUUUUCAAAUGAAGCAAGCUAAUAGUGUAAAACCCGAGUGAGUGGAAUUUGGCUGCUGUUCGACCUCUCCUUACCUAUACUUACGGCCUACCUAUGUACGUAUUGGACCAACCUACCUACCUACAGUACCUGUUGGCUUACCCUAUCUUCCUACCUAUUGACUUGCGUUCCUAUACCUAUAUUUAUUGUACAUACCUACUUAUAUAUACAGUACUGUCCUAUAGUACCUUCACCCUACAGCACCUACCUAGCUACCGUUAGUACCUACCUAGCUACCGUUAGUACCUACCUAUUCACUUGCAUAUAUAGUAUACCACCUUUCUAUCUAUGUCCCACAGCACCAUACUCGCAUACAUACUGUAUAUACCUUUCCACCUAACUAUCUACGUACCUACUUAACAAUUUGAAGUAAAAACGUUUUGUUCAUGCCAAUCUCAGAUGGAUCCAAUUGAACAGGUCGGGGUGAAUUGUUAGACAAAGUACACUGAUCUCUUUAUAUAUAAAAUAUUAAUAGUUUUGAUAGUUAAAAUUUACAAUACCAUUGUACAUUAAAACUUGCUAUUAAUUUGUGAAUGUACACGAAGAGUUGUAAUAUUACUCGUACAGUUUUGUGUAACACUUUCUGAUCAGGCUGAUACUUUAUUGUGUGUGUAGUUAAAACAAAUUGUUUUGUGAUGCUUAUAAAGAAAAAUAAUAUAAUUAUGCUUUUGGUUUUACUGUGUAUAAAUUAAUCAAAUAUGAUAAUUGUUUGUGGGCGUGCUUGGAUAUUAUUCGGAAUGACCGUCGUCUGCAGGAAGGGCAAUUCGUCAUGAAUUUAGUAAUAGACCACAUAUAUAUAUAUAUAUAUAUAUAUAUAUAUAUUUCUUUAUAUCCGGAGCAAAUUUCUCAAUUUGAGCUUAAUGUCCUUUGACAGAGGGCAGUUGGAUAACUAAAGAAUCCAAACUGCAACAAAUAGGUCUUAUCUCAUGUAUACAAAUUAUAUAUUGUAAGCGGCUGUCCAAUAUUUUUAAUUAAAAACAAAUAAUAAUUGAGCGUGGAUAAAUUAAGCCGGCACGUAAAAUUGUGACUGAAUUUAUAGAUGUUAAGACACGUUGUGGCCACGUGGGUCGCAUGUCACGUAACAAAUUAAUGUAACCACGGUUAAUUAUAGCCUCCACAGGCAACUCUUGAAACUCCACAAAUAAAUUCAUAGUUGGGGGAUAGUUGAGGGAUACUGAAUAUUCCCUCUUUAUCCCUCAACUAUCUCUUAACUAUCAAAUCAACUAUCCCUGACUAUCUCUCAUGUGUUUCAAUAGUUGCCUGCGGAGGAGGCCAGGUUAAUUAUUAACCGUGAUUUAAAAAAUUAAUUUAAAAAAUUAAUUCACUAAUAAAUUUUCAACUCCGGUUAUCGAACUUAUCUAUAGAUACCCAAAAACGACAUUGUCGCCUUUAAUGAAAAAAAAACCCAACUUUAAAUGACGUCGGUUUAUUAUUACUGUGAAAGAAAUAACUCUAACAUGUUAUUUGUAGGUGAUCCGAAACCUUCAUGUUGUUUUCACCAUGAACCCAUCAUCAGAGGGACUCAAAGACAGAGCUGCGACGUCUCCUGCCUUGUUCAACAGGUGAUGUUUUAAUUGUUUAUCUUUUCAUGGAAUUUUGUGUAGAGUAAAAAGUUAAAACUGGAAUGAAACGAUGUAUACAGUACACCUCAAUACUGACUGUUUUGCUCUGAUUAUAUGCUGUAGCACGCACGAUUCACUCUAAAUUUUAUUGUUUGUAUUAGCUAGUUCGCUUGAAUUGAUAUUUACGUUUUUAUUCAAUAUGCUACUGAAGGAAAACUUCAUCCAUUUAUAUGAGAAUCCAAAUAUUUGUUUGGAUUGGUUGCCUUCAAACAUUCAUUAAUAAUUCAUAAGCUUAUUGGCAAAUCAUGUCAACCAUAAUAUGUCACGUGCAGUGGCUUUAAACCUGAUAAAACACUCCUAAUUAGUAUUCUUUAUAUAAAGAAUACUAAUAAGGCAGUAUCUAUUGUAGUCUUGUCCUCAUUAGUAUUCUUUAUAUAAAGAAUACUAAUAAGGCAGUAUAUCUAUUGAAUUUGUAGUCGUGUUUGAAGCCGUUUAAUAAACUCGCAGGUCGUGUUUUAUGUACUAUUUACAACAUGAGCGGCCGUGUUGUAUCGGAUAUACAAAACGGACGCGAAUGUUGUAAAUGACUUAAAAAACGACUCAUCUUAUGAGUUCAUUGGCGAAGUAAUUUUAAAAAUAAACGUUGUCUAAGCCGAGAAAAUCAAAGUUAAAGUUUAUGUAAAUCAACAUGAAUCUGUAUCACAUAUACAGAUACGACACGCUUAUGAUUUUUCUUUGUGUUUUCUUCAUGAAUUAUUAAUGAGUUUUUUAAUAGGUCUAAAGCCACUCGCGCGCUUUAAAGCUAAUAAAACACUCCUGCUCGUGUUUAAAAUAGUACAUCAAAGAUAUACCGUCGUUUAAUUUACCUGCUGUGGACAACAUUUUAAUUGGCGCAACAAAUCCGUGAAACUGGACGCCAUUGGCUGAGCUUAAAACCUUCCAAAUGCUCUGAACAAACCUUAUGUUCUCGUAAACAUUUAUGUACUAUUUAAAACACGAGAAGGAGUGUUUUAUAUUUAAAACGGGAUGCGCAGCCGAUCGUUUUAGAUAUGAUAAAACGCGAGUUUGAUUGUUUUGAAUGGCUUAAAAUACGACUACAAAAGAAUACUAAUUAGGAUGAACAAUUAUAUAAUCAUACUAAUUAGGAUGAACAAUUAUAUAAUGAAGAUGAGUAAGAGUUUUAUCAGAUAUAAAGUCACUCCACGUGACAUAUUAUGGCUGACAUGAUUUGCCACAAAGUUUAUGAAUUUUUAAUGAGUAUUUUGAAUAUUUUAAAUAUUAUCUACGGGUAGGUGAAACUGACGGUACAUGCCAAUUUAAAGGCUGUCAAGCUUGGAUUAGUAUCCUUUUAGUUAUCGAUUAGUAUAUCAAGUGACGUUUCUUGAAAUUAAGAAGACUAGUGUUGCAUAAUAUAUAUCUUCCUUUCUUCAUGGACUAUCAUUGGACAACUCUUCUCCCGUUACUACUUUAACAUUAUUUGUUCUUUCUUUUCUGCAUAACAUACUGAACGUGAAUUAUUUUGAAAGUAUUAUAAUUUACUUGUAAUAUUUUCAGAUGUGUAUUGAACUGGUUUGGCGAUUGGUCUACUGGUGCACUCUACCAAGUCGGGAAAGAAUUUACGAGCAAAAUUGACCUGGACAAUUCUCUGGUAAGUGCAGGCGCGAUAUAUGUUUAUUGAAUAUGGCUGCAUACAAUUCUGUACAAAGCUCCAAUGGGCACUGUGCUCAUUGAAAAUUGCAGCCGACAUAUCAUUAUAUUUCUUUACCUAUAAGAAUUUUAAAGAAUUAUGGCGGUACUAUCUACGCGAAAUGAGUUUAGUAACAUUGGGAUGCUCUCUUGCUGGGUGGAAGUUAUUAUAUAUCAAUGGAAAAAUAACUAUCCUAGGAGGCAAGAUCUUUGGUAGUGGAGAUUUCUCCAUAAUAUGAACAGUCUCUAAGUGUAAAUUAAUUGUACUUGAAGCAGUCGUAAUUCAGUUUCUAUUAAGGUAGCGUCCAAAUAUUUUACUGAUGCUACAGAAACUUUUGAAGUCAUUUCAAAAUUUGUGUAUGUUGUCGUCGAGUAUUUGUUGACAAAUUUUUAUUGAUUUUCAGGGAUAUAAUUCUAUCGGUAAUCGCAAUGAAUGACCACCGAAACAACAUACGUCAUUAAUUAUCUUUUAUAUCCCAUAUAGUACCGUGCUCCAGACUACCUCCCCGUGGUUUAUGAAGGACUAUCUAUACCACCAACACAUAGAGAAGCUGUUAUUAACGCCUUUGUAUUUGUUCAUCAAACAUUACAUCAAGCCAAUGCUCGUCUUACUAAACGUGGUGGUCGUUGUAUGGCUAUUACUCCAAGACAUUAUCUGGACUUUAUCAACCAUUAUGUAAGUUUCGCCAAUUUCCUUAGACCUAUAGUGCCUUGAUCUCUGGCAAAUGACAUUGCAAAUCCUACUGUAAUGCAUUAAAAACUUAUCGUCAAGCAGGAAAGUGUCAAGUAAAAUUCUCCUUUGAUCCUUUUUUUGUGAAACACCCAUCUUUGCGCGGUAAACAUAAAGUUGAACUAUGUGGAUUUGGACUCGCAACGUUUGCUGUCAUUCAAAAUAUGGUAAAAGAAAAUAUUUCCAUAAAGUAUCGUAUUUACAAACAGCCACUUAUUCAGCAAAUUGUGCAUGCUGCCUUUGAUCCCUUGGGGGCGAGGCAGCACUUUCCUUGCGAUAGUAACUCCUAGUAUACCUGCAUGACGCAAAAUUAAAAUAAUCUAAACUAACCAAAAAUAAUCUUUGGUUUUUGCUUCGCGGAAAUAACAUUAGGAAUGUCUUUUUUACCAGGUGAAACUGUACAACGAGAAAAGAUCUGAUUUGGAAGAACAACAACUGCAUUUGAAUGUUGGUUUGCAAAAGAUAAAAGAAACUGUCGACCAGGUCUGUAUUGUAAUGAAAACGUACUGAUGAUAUGGUAUACAGUAAAUGUAAAUCUAUGUCUUAAAACUGAAGAUGCAAGUCAAACAAGACACAAAUUCUUUUGCAUGCAUGUAAGAUUCGAAAUUAUUCAAUUCGUCAUGAGACAAAAUGCGAGACAAAUAAAAAACAUGCAUGUAGUUAACGCACAUUAAUUUCAACAGAAAAACAAAAUAACUUAUGACAUUAUAUUCGUAAUGUUUUGUCAAUAAAUUGUGGCUCUUAAAUCGACAAUAAAACGGAGUGAGGAAUUAUGUUCUUAGGUUAUGUAUACGUACCUAUAUUAAAUGGAAAAAAUUAUUUUAAUAAUAUUUUUACCAUGUCAUCGAGUUUAGGUUGAAGAACUACAGAAAAGUUUGUCAAUGAAGAGUCAAGAACUGGAGGCGAAGAACGCAUUGGCUAAUCAAAAGCUGAAGCAGAUGGUAUGUGAUGGUUAUAUACUACUAACAUUUCCAACAUUUUCCUGCAGAUACCACGUGUGACAAAAAUAAUUUCUGUAUAUUAUGUUGCUAAUAAAUUAACAAAAUUGUCAUUGCAAUGUUAAAAAAUUAUUGCCUGCAUAUUCAUAUUUGUCAACGAUCGUGAGAUGAACGUGCUUGGACAUGAUGUGAAGAGCGAAAAGCAAAUUUAGGGGGAUAAGCGCACCCUCACUUAAGUAGUAGGUACAUUCCCACCAUUUCUGCAUAAAUUAGUACAUAGUGACGUUUUCUUAAUAAAGGUUUAUAAUUUGUGGUGAAGGGAUUUGAAGAUGGAAAUUUCGAGUGGAAUUUUUAUACAUUUAUUAGACCUAACUAGGAGCAGUUGCGAAAAUGCAACUAUAGGGGAGUAUAGGCCCUCUGGCAGGAAUCGACCCUGCGAUUCCGGUGCAGUGCUCUAACCAACUCAGGGUUCGUAGCUGUCUUUGAAAUCCUUGAAAGUCUUUAAAUUUGAAUGCAGGUCUUUAAGGUCUUUGAAAAGUCUUUGAAUUGUGUGAAAAAGCGAAGAAAGUCUUUAAAAGUCUUUAAACUCUUCAGUGAGUAUUUGAUUAUACGAUUUCCUAGCUAAUAAAAUAGAUUGAUUGAAGCAAGAUUUUCGCAAAUAUCGACGAAAAGGCGCAUUUUAGGUUGUGAUUUGACAGGACUAAUUAUUGGGUAAAAAUGUUGCUUAUACUUGCAGUUUUUCAACAGCUGAUUGCUCUCAAAGGUCUCUGAAAAGUCUUUGAAAAUAGGCAGCAAAAAUCUUUGAAAGUCUUUGAAUUUUUUUGGUCUUGGAGACUACGAACCUUGAUAAAUACUAUGACCGAAACGAAAUGGCCCCGACUUGACGUCGUUCCGGUCUCAUGUAAACGGGACCUAACUGAUUGUAGAUGGGUUUGUAGGUUGGAAUUUGCAUAUGGCUAGUCUCCCUCGCAGCCGCUCUUUGUGUCGAGGUUACUCCCCACGAGCGGCUGCUCACUCGAGGGCAACAUUCCUUUUCUGAAAACAACCAGUCACAGUACUACAAAGAGAAUGGAAUGUUGUGCUCGAGUGAGCAGCCGCUCAUGGGAAGAAACCUCGACACAAAGAGCGGCUGCGAGGGAGACUAGCAUAUGCCAUGUCAUGGAUAAACAGUCAAUUUAUGCCUGCACAUUUUUUGAGCGUAUAUGACUAAAUUAGUGUAGCUUUUCCGUUUAGUUUACAGUUAUCCGUUCACAGUAAAGCUUACUGGAAAAACGUACUCAGACAAACUGACGAAUAAAACGAGUAAAGAAUACAUGGAACUGAAGAAGCAAUUGCUUGAUGGGGUACGACAAUUUAUUUCAGAUUCAUGACUAGUUAUAGACACAGCAAGAACAAGCUUUCGUUGGUAGGAAUGCAACUACCUGAAAAAUAGAAGGAGAAUUUCGACGUUUCAGGCGAAGGCCCUUUGUUUGGAGUAAGUAGGCUACUCACGCCAGACGAAGGGCCUUCGCUCGAAACGUCAAAAUUCUCCUUCUAUUUUUCAGGUAGUUGAAUCCCCACCAACGAAAGCUUGUUAUUACAGUAUUGACAUGUCGACCUACACUGGCACAAACUGUUCAAGAUUAUAGAUACAGCUCAAACUCAUUAAUAAUUCAUGAGUAAAUUAGCCAACCAUGUUGCUUUAUUUUGCUCACAUGGUGAAGUAUAUUGAUCUAGUCCUUGGACUGGAUCAAAGUUAAUUCAGUCCUUGGACUGGAUCAAAAUGAAUUCAACUCACUUUACAGUGCGUCUACAGUAAGUGGGGCCACUUACAGAACACUAACCAAUCACAUUGAAGAACAGAAAUUGAAAAAUCAACAAACGGCGCAUUAGCCAAUCAGCAUUAGGCCAAAAACAAUUUAAACAAAUAAACGAAUGUCAAACGGUAAAAAUAGACUUGUAAAAGUAAACACUGCAGUUAAUGGCUUCCUGAAUCUUUCUUUUGAUUGGACGAGCUUUAGUUUGAUUAGAUUUUUCUUUCUGUUCUGCAAUGCGAUUGGUUAGUGUUCUCUAAGUGGCCCCACUUACAGUAGACGCACUGUAAGUAGUUAUUUAUUCGUAUGAGAUGUCAUGUCAAAUCCUCCAAUUCGGACUGGACUAGAUUUCAACUCCUCACAUUUUGAUUCAGUCCUCGGUUUCGCCUCGGACUUGAUCAAAUUGCACGGACGUGAAAUCUAGCAGUCCUCAUAGUCGUAUUUGAAAUAUUACAUCACUUUGUCUGAAUGUCUUAAAAUUAUUCAUUCUAGCUCACGGCAUUGCUUGCUAACGAUGGCUGUGUCGUAGCAAUCGAACUCUCAGGAUUCAGGUAAGCGUCAAAACUUUGCAAGAAACUUUGAAUUUCCAGACCCUUGUCUUUAGCCGCACACAAAAGAACACUUCAGUUGAAGGAAUGUGCCACUAUUACCCCAAGGAUGAUUUUUGGUACAGUAACAUUUGGAUCAUUCUAAAAACUUUAGAUAUAGUACUUUUAGUAUUUUUCUACACAAGUGAAUAUAAGAAAUCCGACGUGGUGAUUGUAAAAUUUGACGUGCUAUUCCCUUGUAUUCACCCACAGGUUAAUAUAACAGUAAAAACUAGUUUGCAAAAUGGCGACUGGCCGUUUUGUGGAAAUCACGGAUAAAGAUAAGCGAAAUUAAAAUAAAUUCAGUACCAAAAAACACAAAACUUGUGUGAAAAUACUAAGACAAUUAUUCGCCUUAGACUCGGUGAUUAUCGGGGAAUAUUCACCUCGACUUCGUCUCGGUGAAUAUUCCCCGAUAAUCACUUCGCCUUCGGCGAAUAAUUGUUAAAUAUUUAAGCAGUGAAAAUUUUGCUUUUAUGUCGUUAUUGUUCCUCCUAGGAAAGGCAGUGUGUUGGCUGAUGUUGUUCUUUCAGUACAAGGAUUGAUAUCUCAAAGUAUUAUAGACACGUUGAAAUCUGCCAUCCAGUCUGGAAAUAUCGGUGGGCUGCAAGUGGAGAUCGCUCUAGGUACAAAUAUAGAUCAGUUCAGUGUUUCCACCUUCCAUCCAGUUAUAAUUUUACGUCCAGUAAGCAUGAAUAGUAAUUUUGAAGCCGGAAGUAUGUACAACGAGGAUAGAUUUUUAAUUUUACCAAUGUAGGUGCUUCAGUGUAGGCAGGCUACUCUCACAACUGAUGAGUUUUAAAUACUUGAGGCGGCCAUGCAUGUUGGUGCAAAUGUCACGAUUUUUGGCAACUCACUCAAUUGAACUAAUGUUGACGGAUUUUGUCGAUGGAAAUUUAUUUAAAUGUCUCUGGAUUAUGGUUCAUAUCUCACAAUUCAUCGGCAAGUUCCAAUGCCAAUGGUAAUUGGUGUCUUUGUCUAUCGAGAAGGAUUUUCUUCUUGACCGAUCACCGAUAAUGGACCAUAAGAACAUCGCCAAUGAAUUGUGGUAUAUGAAAACCAGGCUUUAUAAAAGUAGAAAUCCGUCUACUUAUACGUAUCGACCUGAUAUUGUGUUUUGUAUCAUUUUCCCCUAGAACCCGAGCCCCAGCCAGAAAAAACAGCCAAACCUGUGCCUCCGUCCCCCACUGCAAGCAAACCUACAUCCCCACCGCCAGCCACACAGCCGACCACAAAGCCAACCACAAAUCCAACCACAAAUCCGACCACAAAACCGACCACAGAGCCAAAGUCAUCUCCGCCGCUGGGUCAAGUGGCUCGCGAUGAGUCGGCACCGACUGCCCCACCCACUGCCGCGCCCACCGCCGCACCCACUGCCGCACCCACUGCCGCACCCACUGCCGCACCCACUGCCGCGCAGUCCACUCCACCAGCAUCCAAAGUAGUGGCAACUGUUGCACCAACAACCCCAAACACCACCAAGACACCACCAGCCCAAAACGCCACCACCCCUACACCUGCCCCAAGCACAACCCCUGCCCCAAGCACAACCCCUGCUCCAGUGAAGCCUAAAAAUCCAGUCGACAGCAGACCCACCGUACCCUAUAACCGAAAUACACCAGGUAUGUGGAAACCGUUGUUUUCAAGGGCCUUUUCAUAUGAACCGGGCCAGCCUGGCUAGCCGCGAUGAAUCAUGUCACGAAAAUGUUUUCCUGACCAUAAAACAUCGUUUGAGUGAAUUUUUUACUGUUACUGGAAUCAAACUAAGCUAUUUCAACUUUGAAAUGUCAUUUUAUAUGAUUACUAGAAAAUACAUGCAUGCAGAAACCCUCGCCUUGCUGACAAAACCAUUGUAUUUUCCGAACAUGGACGCCCGUAUUCUAAACGCUCCCUCGCACUCACAGUCUCGCACUCAAUGAGUGGAGGUUCAAUCUGAACUUGUCAGUGCUGUUUUUGAAUAGCUGGAGGGUGAGUAGUCACAUAGUAAGGUAGGACACUAUCCCUUCAGCUAUUCAAAAACUGCAUUGACACUCAAGAGAAGCUCAGAUUGAAUCCACUCAUUGAGUGUGAGUGAGCUUUUAGAAUACGGGCGGAAAUGUUUAAAGUAGUUAAUAUAACACGAUAAUUGUAUUAAGAAUAUUUUUACAAAUGAAAAAUCCCCUAAAAAUAUCACUUUUAAUUACAAAAUUAUCAAUUUACCAAACAUAUAUAUGUUAGGUAUGUUAAUUAUUAGACGUAAUAUAAGCUUCAAUUUGAGGUAAAAUUCAUAAUCAUAAAAUCAUGCAUAAAUUAUUACACAUUCAGUUAUUCUGGCCAAGACAAACUUUUGCUAAUUUCGUAUCCGGUUUUCAGCCAAAUUUAACCAUAUUUUAAUAAAUUUGCGUCCAUUAGUGCCAUAAAUUGUCGUCUUUAUCAUAGAUAUCUUAUAUACACUUGAUAGCGCAUCUCUUGUAGUAAAAUUGAAGCCAAGAAUAUUCCAGCGGUUACCCCCAUUUGAAUAGAUGGCGGCCAUGUUGGUAGUUCCCACUUGCUAAUAAACGCUUAAAAAACAACAAUAACUUUCAUAAUUUGAAUAGUUUAAAAAUGUAUUUGGAAUAGGUUUAACUUAAUGUUUAAGUUUCCUGUCUAAGAAAUAGAAAACAUACGAAUCUUCUCAUUUCAUGAGAAUAUCCUGAGUCUGCAAUCACGGCUUCAAUUUUUGAAUUGCAGAAUAAUUAGAUGCACUAUCUAGUGUAUACAGCUUUUUCAAUUAAGGUUGUCCCCCGAGCAAAGCGGAAAAGUCGAAUACGAGCGUGAAAGCUAGGCUGCUGGGAAUCGCUAAUAAAUUCAUUCAUUUAUUAACAAUUCCCAGCAGCCUUUCGCGCUUGUAUUCGACUUUUCCGCUUUGCUCGGGAGACAACCUUAAUUGAAAUAGCUGUAUAAGAUAUCUAUGGUCUUUAUACGUUGGCCGGAGUGUUGUCCGUAUAUUUAACAAUUAUGCCAUGAGCUCGAGUCGUAUAUAUGAGCUGAUAGCCAACGAGGUGCGUAGCACCGAGUUGGCUAUAUCAGCCAUAUACGACGAGAGCGAAUGGUAUAAUUGUUUUAUAAUAUGGUCUAAUAGCCAUUAACUGAAGUAAUAAUUAAUUAUCCUCUGUUACAAUGUCUUGACAAUUUGUUCGGCCAAAAACCGCCUGGCCUUGAAAAUUUGAAAUACUUUUGUUUUACAACUCGAAGACGAAGUGAAAGAAAUGGUUUUAGAACCGCUAUAUCUCACAGAAAAGCUCAGAUAUAUUAUACAGAUGUUUGGUAGUAUAGUAAGUGCUGCAAAUUAAUUUGUCUUUCGUUGCAAACUUUUCUGAACAAUUUAUAUUCUCAAUGGACAAUGUCAAUGAACAUGCUUUUUUCGAUGUUGUUUCGGUACUAAUUCUUUAAAAAACUUGUAUUUAAACUAAUUUCUAUGUAAUAAAUGUAUUUUGAUAACCUGUCAAAUUUUUUUGAGAGUUUUUCCUUGUACUAUUAUGUUUCUCAAAGCGAAUAUUUUCCUUUUUCCUGCUUCGCAAAACUCAUGUAGUUUUUGGACCGCCAUCUUGUUUUUCGCUACUCGCCGUAUAUGAGCUGAUAUACGGCGAGUAAUUCAACCAAUCAGGUUGCAGAACAGCUCAUAUACGGUGAAUGACUAUAUUAUAAAAGUUUUUUAUAUAAUACCUUAUUGAAUUCUGAUCGUUUAAUUGGCUGUUUAUGGUCACGUGAUAUUGAAUAGAAAAUUCCAUUUCCCAAGAGUGCAAUGGAAUACGUUCCAUUGCACUCUCUGCGAGUGCAAUGGAAUAAAACGUAUAGUACAAUUGCACUCUUUGUGUUUUCGAUAAAUCGCAUCCCUCAAAAUGCUUCUCAUACGAAUCUAUUAGUCUAUUUUGGUAUUAUAUAAAAUAAAUAAUGAACUUUUUUCGUGGAAUGGUAAGAAUAUUUUCAUUCGGUGAAAGAUGGAAUGUUCCAUUCAACUCGGCUGUCGCCUCGUUGAAUGGAACAUUCCAUCUUUCACCUCAUGAAAAUAUUCUUACCAUUGCACUCAUAAACAUUAUUUGUAUAAUAUUUCUCUUGUACAUUUUUUUCUCAGGCAAAGAAUUCAAGGUCGCCAUUAUUAUGCCGGAUAUGCCAUUUGAUGCGAACUUGAACAAACCAGGAAGCUCUCAGUUUUUGGAGUUGAAGAAAUUCAUCGAAGAGUCGGUACAAAUGAUCUCAAUUUUAUUUCAUGUUAUACAGGGUGUCUCAAAAAAACGCUAUGGAAAUUCUACAGGCUGUUGUGCAUCACAAACUUAACUAAACAAUUCAAUUUUUACAUAUGACGAAAGAGCUGUUAUUUAGCUUUUCUAUGAUAUAUUUCUUAAAUCGUAACGAUGAGAAUUGGCCAUUUCGGUCGAAAUCACAUUCUUCCACCGUUUGGGAAUUGAAAAUACAUUAAUUAUGCAAAGUUAAUCAAUCCAAAAGCACCGCGAGUCUGCUGCAAGGUAGUUGUUUCGUAAAACGUUGAAUUUCCAUAGCGUUUUUUUAGACACCCUGUAUAUACAUUUUACAACCAAUAGACAAUUCCCAUUCCCACAAGGAGAUGCAAAUAAAUCGCCACAGCUAUAGAAAGAGCAUACUAAAAUGAGUAAAAUUGCAAAGUUUGGUUGCGAAAUGUUGUAAAAUGUGGAAAAUAUAGCCCUGCAAAGUUUGCAAAUUUUGUAUACCUUUGUAUUGAAAUUUCUACCAUUUUCGGCCAUUUUGUAUGCUCUUUCCGGGAUUAUACAUUUUUGCCAAGGUAAAUAAUAAGUCUAUAUGGGAGUUGUCUAUUCUGGCAAGACUGUGCUGUUUAUUUAGAACUAACUUCAACUUCUUUCGUUUUUUUCAUAGCUGAAAGAGAUUUUCCGAGGCAAUGCUGAAUAUAUUUCUGUCCAAGUUCUAAGUUUCGCGUGAGUAACAUGAUCGACAAUUUUUUAGUAACAGUAAGCGAUAGAAUGUGGCACCAGAUCCGACGAGAGGGGGGAGGAGACAGGGUGACCUCGCGGGCCCCACACUCAAAAGGUGCCCCCGUCUUUUAUGUAGUUUAUUAUUAGCAUGACAAAAUUACUGGAUGCUGAUUGGUUGAGAGGAGUACAAUUAUUUCAUUAAUUGUACUGCAGUACAAUUAAUGAUUUUCCCAAAACAAACAAAAUGGCGGAAAGGUAUUUUAAACACAAAUGUGAAAUGAAAUUGCACUAGAAGGAACACGAUGAAAAUACGAACAAAAGCACCAAAUUUUGCUUGAACAAAAGAACUAAAUGAAAAUACAAACGAAAGCACUAAAUUUUUGUUGAAAGUCUGGCAGGACUGGGCUUUGGGAAGAGAAUAUGAUGUUGACAUUAGAGAAGUACGUAUCCAAUUUUGUCAUGCUAAUAAUAAACAAGUAGCGGGGCGAGUCCAAUUUGGCAAAUUUCCAAACAUCACUCGUACUAUUAAUCUCUAAUUGUACUCGCCAUCGCAUGAUUACCUAUACUAAUUUAGACUUGCCGCGAUCCGAUUUGCAGAGAGUUUGACAGAUUGAGACAGACUUUAAAAUCUCAUCUCAUAAAUAUUCUGGCUUCAAAAUUGGCUGAUGGAAUUCAAAGGUGAUUCUAAGUGUUUGUUAAUGAUAUGUUUUAUUUUCCACACAGACCCGCGUCUUCCUCGUCAUCAACAGCAAGUCGCCGUUCUACUGGACCUUUAAGGGGAGUCGAAGUGACAUUAGACUUCAAAUUCCGCACUGCAAAACCCGAUCUGUUGGCCCCUCUGGAGACUCAACUACAGAUAGGCACCAUUGCCACUCACGCAGUAUCCCCAGACUUAGCAGCAGGUAGGUGACUGACCGAUUGAAAUGAAACUGGAUUGCUUAUGAUGAAGUCAGCGAUUAAUCCUCGUGCACACAAGCAAUUAAGUUUUCCUUGACAAGUUUUCUUUCUCGUGUCUACGGUCAACAAGUUUUCUUUGACAAUUUUCCUUGGCAAGUUUACUUUCUCGUGUGUACGGUCAACAAGUUUUCUUUGACAAGUUUCCUUGACAAGUUUACUUUCUCGUAUCUACAGUCAACAAGUUUUCUUUGACAAUUUUCCUUGACAAGUUUACUUUCUCGUGUCUACGGUCAACAAGUUUUCCCUGACAAGUUUUCCUUGACAUGCAGGUUUCCUUGACAUGUUUUCCUUGAUAAGUUUGCUUUCUCGUGUCUACGGUCAACAAGUUUUUUUUGACAGGUUUUCCUUGACAUGUUUACUUUCUCAUGUGUACGGUCAACAGGUUUUCCUUGACAGGUUUUCCUUGACAUGCAGGUUUCCUUGACAUGUUUUCCUUGACAUGUUUACUUUCUCGUGUCUACGGUCAACAGGUUUUCCUUGACAGGUUUUCCUUGGCAUGCAGGUUUCCUUGACAUGUUUUCCUUGAUAAGUUUACUUUCUCGUGUCUACGGUCAACAAGUUUUCUUUGACAAGUUUCCUUGACAAGUUCACUUUCUCGUGUGUACGGUUAACAAGUUUUCCUUGACAAGUUUACUUUCUCGUGUCUACGGUCAACAGGUUUUCCUUGACAGGUUUUCCUUGACAUGCAGGUUUCCUUGACAUGUUUUCCUUGACAAGUUUACUUUCUCAUGUGUACGGUCAACAGGUUUUCCUUGACAGGUUUUCCUUGACAUGCAGGUUUCCUUGACAUGUUUUCCUUGAAAAGUUUACUUUCUAGUGUCUACGGUCAACAAGUUUUCUUUGACAAGUUUCCAUACCAACUUUACUUUCUCGUGUCUGCGGUCAACAGGUUUUCCUUGACAGGUUUUCCUUGACAUGCAGGUUUCCUUGACAUGUUUUCCUUGAUAAGUUUACUUUCUCAUGUGUACGGUCAACAGGUUUUCCUUGACAGGUUUUCCUUGACAUGUUUCCUGAUAUGAUGUCAUUAGGUGAAUUGCAAAUUAGUUUUUCUUUGUUUUUUUGUACCAAAAAUUCACCUAAUGACCUCAUAUCUGGAAAACUUUGACAGUGAAAAAAUUGACCAAGAUGAGGUUUUUUACUAUAAAGAUAUAUUAUAUUUCUUCUUAGAAUGACCUAAAUAUAUUACACAUACCAACAAUCAUAUUUGUGGUUAGUCACAUAAUAAAACAAUACGCGUUUCAGCUCCCGUAUAAAUCACUUGGAAACCAAACAGUAUGAACACUCUUUUAGUAAUUUUAUUCAUUAGAAAUAAAGUUUUAAUUAAAGACUACCAGUUUGGCGAAAUCGUAGGCACGAUCAGUACAAAAAUGUGCUUGUCUGUAGCCGGAACGAAACGGGAAGCCAUUUUGUUGUUUUUUUGCCGGAGGUGAACAGUUUUCUAUUUCGUUAAUGUUUUUAUCUUCGCUCUUUAGGACGAUUGUUUUUUCAAAAAUAUAUUUUUUAACCAUUUUAAAUUUUACAAAUUCAUUUGCUAUAACCUGUAAACAAUUUGUGGGAAUUUUUUAUUGUGUUUUUAAUCCUGUAAAGGUUAUAAAAUGCAAACAACUUGUCGUUCGCAAAACGUUGGAAAUUCAGUUUGAGACGCCAUUUUGUUGUUCUCUUCUAGCAGGAUAUGAGCUAAUAUCCUGCUUAGUAGAGAACUAAUCAGAUUGCAGAAUACCUCAUAUCCAGACCUUGUGUAUAUAAUAAAUUCGAUUAUUCAACGAUUUUUCAAAAAUUUCAAUUUGCCGAAAAUUUUCAUUCUAAUAAGGUUUGAUGAGAUUUUUCAGCCCAGGCUAGUCCGGUUCGUGUAAUCGGCCCCUAAGUAAUGUUGUUUAUGAUUUUUUGCAGUUGUUAUCCAAGAAGGUCAGCAAAUCCCAGGUCAAACCCCUGGUCAAACCCCUGGUCAAACCCUUGGUCAAACCCCUGGUCAAACCCCUGGUCAAACUCCUGGCGCUGGGCAAUGUCCAUCGCCGUGCCGACAACCGAGUGUUUGUGCCCCGACAUGUUCGUCGACGUGCUGUUCACCCCCCGUCCAGAAGCCGCCUUGCCCCAGUCCCUGUUCAAGUCGAUGUGCCCCUGGCUGUUCAUCGGUCUGCUGUGCGCUGUCCAAGAGAAGUUUUGUCGCGCGUCAAAACUGAGACGCAAC
This is a messenger RNA of Paramuricea clavata, 77843 nucleotides long. NCBI's taxonomy places the organism in Eukaryota, Metazoa, Cnidaria, Anthozoa, Malacalcyonacea, Plexauridae. The record is from the annotation of a GenBank genome assembly.